Molecule: messenger RNA, 45829 nt
Organism: Spirometra erinaceieuropaei
Lineage: Eukaryota; Metazoa; Platyhelminthes; Cestoda; Diphyllobothriidea; Diphyllobothriidae
Source: the annotation of a GenBank genome assembly
AUGGCCGAUGAUGUAUGUGCAGGAAGUCAAGCACCGACAGUCGUGCAGAUUUUGAGGUCGGAUGGUAUUUUUCAUGUAUUUAACUACAAUUUGCUAGGGAGUUUGCAGAAGGCAGUUUUACGUAGUGUAAACAAGGAAAACAAUUCUGUGUCAGUGCAGUGGCACGAAAAUAACCACAAUCGAAUAAAAGUGGUAAACAAGUUAGCCAUACGAUUAAUUUCAGCUCCCUAUUGAUGCACUACUGAGGCUUAACCCAUCGCUUAUCUACUACGUAAGUUGUUCGUUAACAGUCGUCAUAUUCUAGAAAGGACACUUUUAUUCCCGCUGUAGCAAUGAAAAUUGCACACAAGCUCUGGCUGAGUUCGUUAACCUGGAACCGAGUCGAAGCGCAUAUCGUAAUUCGUAAGUGUUCUUUAAAUCUGUUAUGAAGCUCAUCGUGAGGCAGCUACCGCUUCGCCUAUUGCAUAUCAUGGCCAUGGUUCAAAUGCUAGUAAGAGGUUCAUAUUAACUGAAAAAACGACCAACUCACUUAUCCUGCGGAGUAGGCUUUUUCACUGCACACGUUAGCCUAAAUAUAAAAAGGCAUUUUAUGUCCGUUUCAACCCCUUUUAGUUGACAGGGCAAGAAUAUCCAGGGCUUUGUUCGAUAUCAGAGAAUGCAGCUUAUAAGUGAAAAGUGUUCCUCUAAUAUAAGGCGUAAACUUCCCGUCAGCGACCUAACACAGGGCGCUCGAUGGGGACCGAGACCACUCGUGCCCGCCAAUGGUUGGUCAAUCAGUUUUUAACAGGUAGGCCAAAUAUCGUGCUUUUGACACAGUUAAAUACGAUGAAAUACACGAGACUGGGAUAGUCCGAAAUAAACAGUCAUAUCACAACUCUAAUGACUGAAACACGGGGGUUUCCGAGACGUCGGUAAGGGUACAUUUUGGUUCAUCAAUUCACUGUAUGUAAAAUGUCAAUCCUUCCCUCAAGUUUGAAGUUAGUGUUAAAAAACCUGUAAAUGAAUCACUACGUGACAGAUCAUACGAGCAUCUAGAACGAACUCUUAAUUUAAAAUUUUGUGUUGGUCAGCAUGCAACUCUCAGGUACAAUAAGCGAGGUUCCAUAGGCAUCGACAAUUAAGACAUGCAAGAAUGACGAGCAGUUUUGGUUUAUAAUGUGACGCAAGUAUCAUAAUCGUCAUGAAGUAUAACGGUGUUCGUUUUUAUAAUGUCACUUAAACGAAGCGUUUUUAUCUGGGAUCAUGACUAAAGUUUAAGUAAUCGUUUUUAGAUCUUAUCGACUACUUCUGAUAACAGCGCAUAACUUCGACGAUUCACUUGCCUUCUAGUCCACUCAUUGGCGGUUUGGAAUGUGAUAGUACCGUUCCGGAACCCGAAAUCCCCUUAUCCUCAGCACGGCUAUCACCGGAUGCUUCCCUUCACACUUCCUACUCUGCAAGUGUUCUUUCAACGAUCGGAAAAAACUGCAAUUCGAGCUCACAUCUCACGUCAUUAAGUGGACGUUCAACAAGGACUGACAUUACCGGUACAGCCAGUUUCCAUACCAAUCCACGCAGACGCAAUAGUAAAGUCGAAAAACCCCUGGACCACCUUUCAAGAAUCACCGUGUGCGUCAGAAAAAGACCUCUCAAUAUUCGGGGUUAGAAAGCCAUUUAUAAACAUCUCUGAAGGCGGUCUGCGCACAUGCUCUGUCACAAGUUUUACUUUUCUUUUGCAUCUUAGGCAUUUUAAAGUGACGACUAUAACUACGUUUGGCGCGGAUACUAGUAACUAUGAGCAGAUACUGCUUUAAGAUCGCCUGCUAUUCUCACAAGUCCAACACUUCCUAUGUUAGAUAACCGAAUGCAGCUUUGCACUCAAUUGAUGCUCCCUUAUCCGCAAAUUUUCAUUGCAUUGGUAAAGUUGCUGGCAUGAACCCAAUAGGUUGGACUUUCGACUCCGUCUCAGUCCGUGCAUCCAAGUAAUAUGUUGACGUUGGUGAUUAAUUCGCAUACCGCAGGCAUGCACGCAUUUCAUUCAAUAUGUUCGUUCAUGCAGACACGUUAAUAUAGAUACAAAAUAAGUGUUCGAAACUCAUAUUACCCUAUCCUGCAAAAUACGACUGACACCUGUCAAUAAUUUUUACCGGAAUAGACAGAUCUUAUCGGAAUGAGGCCAAACAGAGUGUAUAAAAAGAUACAUUCUGCUAUCUUAGGGUCAAAUAGGAAGUUAAAUCAAGUACAGCGCUCCUUAUUCAUGCAUUUAAUGCAAGCGACCCGGAAGUUGAUGUCUGCUAAGUCUUGAUUAGUAAGUAUUGAUGGGCACUAAGACCGCUUGGAUUUAACUACUUAGCUUGUAAAAGGGGUGAUGACUUAGCUAUAGCAAGACAAAGGCAUUCCAGAACCAUUUAGAUUACUUUCCCAUUUAGUCCAGCGCGUUAUUGAAGACUCAUGUUCUAGGUAACUUGGUGUCGUUCGUCAUUCGACUGUGUUCCUAUCAGCUAUUAACCUGCAGUGUGUUCAUUUUCUUAAAGAAAAGGCCUGUGGAGACAUUGAAAUCGUAGACACAUCGACACCCGGCUCCAUUAUUGUCAGUGAACCGCGAUAUCGUGUUGAUUUUGUGGAAUUUACGGAAAAGCAAACAUUUCGCUUUGACUACACUUUCGAUGAAGACGCAACUACGAGAGAGGUGGGUGUUCAAAUACGCGUAAAUAUCAUUCAUAUCAAUCGUUUCCACCCUAUUAUUUUGAGCUUUGUUUUUAAACACUACGAUAGUUCCGUAGUCUCUCUUAUCAUCGCUGGUGGCUAUAUGACUGGCUCCUACGUCUGCAGGUUGCACAUUAGAAAGCGUAUGUCCUGCAUCUAUCGGCGAACACCCUCGUAGCAAAUUUAAUAAUCCGACCGCCAAUAUGCAGUACAAGGGAUCCAUGGCUCAGCGACAGGCGUUGAACUGAAAAAUGUCCAAUGGUCAGGGAAUCGUGGUUCGAAUCCAAAAUCUAAAGUUAGAUAUGUAUAGCUGCCGUCGACUUAUAAGCUAAAAACGGCCAUCCCAGUUUCUCUAGGUUUGCCGGAACUCUUUCCUAUAAUAUUGCCCGCCCAUGUUAUAGUUUGAGCAGUGUAUUGUAGGCAUGUAAAAACAAAAGACUUUCUUCGAGAGUCGGCUUUUUGAAUUAUGAAUCAAUAUUCUGUGAACUUAUAAUUUAAAAAAACUGAACUUACAAGACGAACGAUUCGACCUCUGCAUACACGUCUGCACCCUGCAAGCAUUUGCGUUAGAUAUAUUUGUACCGUGGAUAAUAGAAAAUUAUUCAAACCUUGACGUAGUCAAAUAUAAGAUCUCUUCCAGACUGACUGUGAGCCAACACCACCAUCUUCCCCCGGGUUGUCAAUACUGUCAUAACAUUUAGUUUAUGCGGGACUAGUAAACAGUUUCUGCUGCAUUAGAUCAGACUUUAUGCUGCACCGCGGGUCAAAGAUAACAUUGACGAUCGGCCCAAACGUCCACUGCAUGUUUUCAUUCGAAUCAUUCGAAUCCUCUAGAUUCUGCAUGAGAUCAGCCAGCACAUUCGGCUUCUUUAAAAACAAGCCUUCUGUGCGGAUGCAAAACAUGACUCGCGCGCUCAGAACACAUGAACCCUCCUAAAAUCUCCGAAUAAUGGUGCCUUCUUUAUAUUUUUAAAAUAAGUCUCCUUGACUGUGUCUCCGACGAAAAAUUAUGAAUUGGGAUAGAGGUUUUACUGGUCUAAUCUACUUUAUCCACUCGUUGACGCGUCGGUCGCAUGUUGCGUCAAACAGUAGGUGAAGACGUUUCGGGUGUGACCACGCCCGAACCUUACCUUGAUCAGUGUCCCCGCCGAGGCGCCAACUGAAGACUUGUGUAGACAUGAUGAAGGCUGAUCGCGAGCGCAUUUCCAGCCUUGUAGACUUUGGCUUGUUCGACUGGUAUUGAAAGAGGUGUGAUAAAGUUUGGAGGUAGAACCCAGUCCCAUAAGCAGUAAUGAGUGCUGCCGAAAGUUAAGAAAGUCAGACGAAACGAAAAGAAUGAGGGAUGUGGUUUUCAAGCGUCAGUACGCACGGUCAAAUCAUCAUAGCUGGUCAACUAACCGCUUUGUCAAUGAGCAGGUACUUGUUCAAGCAAAUAAGACUCUGGAUAUUUGGUGUUUUCCGCGUAACGCCCGACAGUACAAAAGGCGAUAUCAACGUUGACCUUAAGUCGUGGGCCGAAGGACCGGAGGUCACUUGUUGAACCACGCAUAUUCCUUUGCUUUAGUAGUGACGACAAUUUGACCGUUACAAACGACGACAUCCACCUCUGUUCAACAAGAUAGUCUUAGGCACUGACUUGUCAGUGAACUCGUCUACAGUAUAACGGACUUUUGAAGGAUCUUCCUCACUCCUCUCUCAGAUCGCAAGACCUAGUUUGGACGACCGGUGUUGAGAACCGUUGACAACCUACGCUUCAUCUGUAGCAUACGAAGUUACGUUCACCAUAAAAUGAGCAGAGAGGGAACCAGGACAAAAGUGAAUUAAGUUCAAUCAGAAAUGAUGUCAUUCACUAAAGAGCUUACUUGACCAUCACAGAAAAAUAGCACAAAAAGAACUAAUAGUUGUGCACGAAGUAGAUGACACCAGUCAUUUCCCAUAUUUCAGUUCUUCGGAAUCGUUGAAAGCCGGUGUGAAUAGAAUAUCGUAGAACCCUUUCUAGUGCCAUACUGAGUAUGGUAGGACAAUCUCAAAUGCGAUAGUAAAACCUUCCUUAGAACCGCCAGAUUGACGUUAGCGAUGGGAACGGACUUGAGUACUUGAAACAGGUGGAGAAGGGCACCCCAUUCGAAACCUCAAUCAGGUCUAAGAUUAUAUGUCCCCUCUACCAUUUGAAUAUUCCCGCUCGCAACCGACGGACAAGGAGCUCGUAGCUCAGUGGUUAGAGGCGUUCGCCUUCUAACUUACAGGUCGCAGGAUGGAGCCCCAGGUGUUGCACACUUCUGGGUGGGCUAUGACUGGCUGACGACGUCUAAUAAGUCAGAAAUGGCUAUUUCAGUCUCCCUUGUCUUUGUAGGUAAUGCUAUUCUGCCUAUAUCAGGCGCCGCUGUGCGGUUUCUGGCAGGACUCAAGAGAGAGAGCACGUAAUGCACAACGGGACGACUGAGUUUCGUAACACGAUCGGUGAACACCUAUAUACCAUAUAUACUAAUAUUGUAGGCUGCAGACGCUGAUAGUAAACUAAACGGCAGGGGACUUGGUUUGUAACCGUGAACUCUGCUGUUUCUUCUAGUGCUCGGAAUUUGGCGACGAGCCGUAGACUCGAAGCAAAUACCGAUCGGCUUUUGUGAUUUGUUCGGUUGAAAGCACACUUUUGUUACUUCUCUGGGCAAUUGUCGUUUCAUGCUGCUUUCUUCACAAAAAGAGAAUACCAUGACGGAGAUAGUAAUUAUUCCCCCCCCCCUCCCACAAAUGCUUGUCUCUCUAAUGUGUUUGUCCGGUAUUGCUUUCCUUCUUCAAGGUUUAUGAAAAGUCAGCUGCACCUCUGCUUCGCUCCAUCUUCGAAGGAGCUAUGGCCACUUGCUUCGCCUACGGGCAGACCGGCUCCGGGAAAACAUACACAAUGAGUGGACCCCCCGACAUGCUAGCGGGCUAUCCUGUCUUUUCUGAGGGUCUCCAGGGGAUGGUAGGUAAGAUCCUCUGCUUACAGCUUACGAUGCACUUAGAAACCGAAGUCACGCAUCUCUAUUUUGCUCGUAGCCCUUGCUUGAGCAUGAUCUUCAAGCUCAUCCGGUUUUGUACAGUAGCCAUUGGCGGAAAAAUAACCUUGUAGAAUACUAACUAGAGGAUGCCCUAGUGCUUGAAGCCAAUGGUCUGAAUGCUGCGUAAUGCAAGCGUGCCAUAGAACUUCCCUGAACUUCUUUCGGAUGGUGAAAUUGCCUAAAAUGUUUACCGGCCUUAGAAUGUUUGAGUUACCAAACGUUUGUUUUAGCCAGUUCAGUUUGCUCAGGCAGCUAGCCAUUCCUUGAGAACGCCACUUUCUCUCGUGAAAAGUGGACUGUUCCAAUAAAGACGAGUUCGCUCAUUAGCCUAGUUGCUGGCGACCACCGCGUCAGCAGGUGGGGUAUAGUGAAACGACAUUCAGUGAGGGCUAGGUGCCAAAUAAGCUUGCUCUCGGGUUCGACGAACAAGCAAACGUAAACUAUCGGCGACUGUGCUACCAGGAUGCGCUGGACGACAUCUGUGACGCUGGCCAGCUUAGGAAAUGCUGUAAAGUUCGAUGAUGGCACUCUGACCUAGCGACCGUGCGCAUUCAUUAAAUAAGUCUGUUUGCCACCUCUUCUUACGAUUUGGUUUUUGGGCUAAAGCACUAGAAGAGAAAACCUCGUACAGCGGAAUCUGGUAGAGCGGAAUCUUGAUGCUGGAUGCUGUACUGUGUGAACGCCCCCAAAGUGUGGCACCCAAAGUCUGUUGUCUGCACUCCCCAUCAUCAUAGCUUGGAUAGUUGCUGCCUGUAUAAAUUUCGAACCCUCUCUCCGUCUCGCGGGAAAAUGAGGUCCAGUGAGUCACAUGCCACCUCACCACAUAUUACAAUCCCGCAUGUAGCUAUCCAACUAGAUACCGUGUUGCAAUCGCCCCCUUACGACAUCUGGGCCGUGGAUCGUUUGCGUAGGAAUCGGUCAGGGAGCGUUUAGCUUCGACUAACUGAGGUGGGACCUAAUCGGAAUUCGUUACAUGUCAGUAUCAGCCGUUAACAAGCAGGCAUCUUUGAAAACUGUUUGAAAGACAUCCUUGCUGUGAUCUGCUAAUUGCUGUCGGGGCCUGAAAUGUUGUGAGACUGGACUUGAAGGCAGUUCAUCUAGUCAGCUUAUGAAAUGCUUUUGGUUUAGCUGUAGACGCGACAAUGUGAAGAUAAUGUUGAACUCUUUCGAUCAGAAUUAGCUGUUUGUCAACAGCACGGAAUUCCAGCACAGCCACAAACGUCCUCUGACCUUGUAUUUACUCGACUACUCCACAGGUAGUCAGACUAACUCUAAUCUAGUGGGUUGAGGAUUUCGCAGCCAGUUUCAAAAAGCUAAAUCAAUACGUGGAGCCGAGGCUAAUAACGUCUCUAGGUCAAACCAUGUGCCCGUUCGCACAUAUUUGACCGUUCACAUCUCAUCUGCACCCAAAGGAUUCUGUGUAAGACACCUAGAUGGCAGAAAACGAUGAUCCAGAGCGCGAAUCUGGCCUCGUUUUACGACCCGAGUCGAAGGAAAAAAUAGUAAUAAAUGGUCAUCAUUGAAAUUUGCACUCUAUGAGAUAACUAAUAAAGUUUUUUCGAUUCACUCUGCGGAUCACAGAAAGUGACUGAAUCAAGGGAAAAACCCUGCAGUUGUCCGUCUACACGGCUCGAGCCAGGUCCCACACCAAUGCUUUUUUUUCUGUCAGCACCAAAAGACGGCAAACUCUGCUUGUGGUGUUAGAAAAAAUUGGACUGAAAUGACAACCUCCAUGGAUCAGGUCUUAAACGUUGCUGACACUCCAAAGUCGGUUGGACGCGGGAACAUGGACCUCCCGCAUCACAGGUGACCUUGUACUACAUUCCAGGAGCUACCUAAUCCCGUGUCAUAACAUGAACCCUAGUCUUAACCCCAACCCUAACCUUAAAACUGACCCUAAUUCCUCAGGGAGUUUAGCGCAAGACCAUCUGUGAUAUGCUGAGGGGUACUUAUUCCCUUGGCCAGCGAGAACUAUAAAAUUAUGCGUAUAGUUAGUGGUAGGCCCUCUGCAAUUGAGUGGUUCCGUUCACGAUUUGAAUGGCGGCUUCAUUGGUGAAAACUCGACCGGGUUCAGUCACAUUCUCAAAUUCGAUUACCAAGCCAUCACAACCUCGCCUUCCUCUACGGUAAACCUCUUCCUCAAUAUAAUGCGUCCCAAUUCAGAUAUAUAACACUGGACUGUUCAAGAACAAGACGCACAUAGAGGCAGUAUUUCAAAUGAAGUCCAUAAGUCUUGUGUGGACACUAUGGCGUCCCAAAUCCGCGAGGUGAUUGUGUAAGCGUGGGGAAUGAGCUCGCUCUAACUAACUAGGUAUCGGCUACCCUUUUGCCUACUUUCAAGAAGUGAGGUAAAAAGAAGCGUGGAAACUACCGUGGCGUAAGCCCUAUUGACGUUGCUGUAGCCGCUUCUGCUAUUUUCUUUCUCAGACAGUUUUAGGCUGUGCGUGGCUUUAGGAUUAAAUCUAACUAAUCCAGAUCGCGAGCUAAACUUGAGCACACUGUCAAACCAUUUACGCCGUGACACAUUUUUCUAUUCCGCCAUGACCCCAGUAACCGACGAGUGCCUGCUUUGUUGACUUCAGCGCAGCGCACGAUUCCACUCGUCGGUAGUCCCUGUAGCGGAUAGUGACAAUGGAAAGUAUGUCGGCUAACAUCGUUGCCAUAAUUCGGGCCUUCUAUCGCUCCAUCACCUCGCGGGUUCUGAUAUACAGAAAUCUUUCCAUGCCAUUUAACAUUCGGUCGAACGGUCAGCAAGAUUACAGUCUUUCGUUCAUUUUGUUAAAGUACACCGCGGAGUAGAUUCUCAGAAGGACCCUAAACGGUCGGCUGACUGACCUCGACUACUCUCAUAAUAUGGUUCUGUUGACGUCUAAUUUUGCUGACCUACGGAACGUAGUCUCAUGAGCAAACGAGAUCGCUAGAGUGCUUUCGACCUGCAUCUCUAACCAGAAGUAGGCACUCCUCGGGGUUAUUUGCUGGCAACAUGAAGAAGUGGACAGUUUCAAAUGCUUCGAAACGUGGAUGCUGCCGAAUAGACAGCGUCUCCGGAAUCUAUGCCCUCACAUUUCUGAAACCUGCCUAUGAACUCUACGCGACAACUCCACUGCCACAAAGAUCGGCACGUAAGAGGCAUCUGUUCGGUCCCUCCGCUUAUUAUUUUACGAACGCAAGGAUAUGUGCGUGAAAAAUGGGUAAAUUCAGAGGUGUUUGACCGUCAGGCUCGUGAACCAACCCCUUGAGGAAGUAUGCUGAGUUUGUCUCGGAAGACGCCGUCUGGAUUUGCUGUAAGAUCGCGAGGUCACACCUGAAAGACGACGGAACUGGGUGAGGAAUCUCCAUUAUAGGCUCAGUGUUUCUAUCCGCUAUCUGACGUCGCUACUCAGACCUGCGUGAGUGGUUGGUGCUGAUCUCUGCAGCUGGUGCUCUAAAUCUUAGCGAAUGUAUCGUCUGAAAGAUUGUAAAAACGUUGAACCAUGUCUCGUAUCGCUGUUAACAUUUCUGAUAGAUUAAACAAUUCUUGAACUGGCUGCUAAUGUGUUUAGCCAGGCGGGUCCCGAGGAGAAUAGCCUAUCCGUAUGCCCAACAGUUAGCCACUAACUUAUUAGUUAGUCGCCUAAGUCUAGCUGCAAAGUAAAGUAGUCGCGAUUCAGUUUCAAACGAUAUAAUAACCGCUUUGUAUUUGGCAUGCGAGAAAAUGAAGUGUAUGCAUACCAGACCUUCAGCAGUCGUGGGCGGUAUCCGGAGAUUCUGCCAAAGACUGCAAAUGUUGCUUUCGGCAUCUGAUUUUGUCAAUCGCACAGAAAGCUCAUGACGCUUGGUCAUUUUCGAUGCAUUCAGCGUCCUAGAGAGGCGAGUUCGUAUUCGGCUUUAUGAUGAAUAGCGAUGCGUAUAUUGACCGCUUUUGAGAUUGAUAAUCAUCGAAAUUCAGGCUUCCAGCCUACUGUUAUCCUCCAGUAAUUGCUACUUGAAUUUUAGUCUGCAGCUUCGAGAUGACACCUUUAUUUCUCAUUCACUUAAAAUCUAUCCUUUCACUUUUGUUCUAGUUUCAGAUCUGUUUAAGCAACUGGCUGCCUCAAAUCUAACCUCCACGCACUUCAUAACCGUGGCGUUUUUUGAAAUCUACUGUAAUAAGGUGGGUGCCAGGAGGUCAUUUUUACAAACUUUCUGCUAAAUGCCUACUGAUAUUGCAAAGCCUACUUCUCCAAAUGUUCGUUAGGGGUACUACCAAGGGCUGCCACAAUCGACUCAGGAAUUAAGCAGACGAUCUCACAGGUGGCCAAUUUCGAGACUGCUAAAUACCAAUCAAGAAAGGAUUUUCCAUCAGUAAAUGAUGUGAAAACACGCCUAAGUAAAGAAAAGGGGCAUACGAUCAGUCCUUAUGUUGGUUUCGGUUUUUUUGCGUACAGGGGCUCAUCAGCAAGGUCGUUCGAGCUGGAGUAACAAGUACGUACUGUUUGCAGUUCCCAACGGCCUGCCGACUGCGUUUCCUCGGUUGAGAAAUGAACUGCUCCAUCCUGCUGUCUGCGCGGUACGCGCGAUACGCAUACUGCCCUGUUUUGGUACCGCUCGAGCCACUAUUUGUGUGCCGGUAAUGCUUAGUUCCUGACCUGCAUAAAGAGCCUGGGCAGAAACCUAAACAACAGGUUGCAUCUUCGGGUUGCCCCUCCAUGCGUAUGCAUUCAUGGCAGGGCAGCUGUGAUAAGGAGUCUAAUAAACUGCCUAGGCUGAUUGCUUGCGUCUAAUUGAUUCUCUAUUCGUACGAUUCUUUGUCAUACGGCAACCUCCGGAUACUAAGUGAUGUCUGCGUCACAUUUUUCAGAAAUGCGUUCUGAGGUAUCUGGUACGUACUUUGUAAGGCGUUGGCGGAUCUUCCACUCAACGGGUUUCGCUGCAGAUGCGUUGUGCCAAAGAAGGGGCACGAGACUUUAGACUCUAUGCGUGCUUUCACUCGACCAGGCUGAGUUUGCGGGAUUACCACAACCACCACCACCACCACCACCACCACCACCACCACCACCACCACCACCACCACUGCUGCUGCUGCUGCUACUAAUAUGAGUGCUGCUGUUGUAGGUGCUACCUCGACCGUUACCACUGCUGCAGUUGCUGCCACCAUUCCCAAUGGUACAAUCGCCGCUGCUGAUCCUUGUACUGUUGCCAUGUUUAGUUAAAAAAUGUAGACUGACAGACAUAGAGAGGAACUGCCGACAAUAUCUGUUUCGGAAGAAUAUUCGGCCUCUGUAAGGAGAUAUGUCCUUCAACAGCCCCUUAUGCUCAUCGGUGUUGGGCCGUCUCCAGUCGGGGGACGCAUGCGGUUGAAGCAUGGUGGGGAACUACAAGCAACGAGCAACCAGAAGGGUGCAAAACAAGUUUGCAGUCAUCUUUGCCUCCACCUUACCCUCGAGAACGCAAACAUUUGACUUGGUAACAUAGUGAUCAUAUUUGUUUAAGCAAAUACCGUUACCAUAAAACCGCUUCCAACAGCGCCGGUAUUCGAGUUCACGGGGCCUCCCCAUCUUAGGCUCUUUUUGUUCAUAAUGUUUGCGGAGGAUGUAAUUGCGGUUAUGUCGUUUUAAGGUGUAUGACCUGUUGAACAACAAGAGCACGAUUCGGGCACUGGAGGAUGCGUCCGGGCGCGUACAGUUGGUCGGACUCAGCGAGGUCCUCGUGAGAAGCGCUGCUCAGGCCCUGGUGCUCUUACGUCAGGGUUCGCUGUUGAGGACCAGUGGCCAAACCUCCGUCAAUGUCAACUCCAGUCGAUCACAUGCGAUUUUCCAGGUAAAAUGUAUGUACCUCAACGGGCCUUUAUUUUCGCAGUCCUAUGCUACCAACCUUACUUAUAUCUUUCAGCCUGCUAUGUUCAUAAUCCCUAAGUGCCUCCACAAGGAUGACUGGACUUCUAUUUGUUCUCUCAGUCUGCACAGCGUGUUUAUUUUGCACGAAGUGGCCACAUCGGACGAACAAUCUUGAACCAAAUAACUCGUGUUGCAAGAGACCGCACGUGAAACUCACGUAAAUGGGAGGUAUAAUUCGUACCAUAUUAGUGCUACGCAAUACAACUCCAAUUCAUUGUUCGCACCCCUACGUCCAUGUUAAAACAGCCAAAGAUGGACAGUGUAGUGUCUCCGGAAAAGGCGAGCGGUUCGAUUCGGGAAAGGUAAGUGGAUUUCUCUGAUGACGAACACGAAGCCUGUCAACGCUAUGGCAUAUCACGGCUUCCAUUCUAAAUUUGUUUCAAAUAGAAGUGGGCAACGAUAGGUGACACGGCGACAUAAUCCGCUAACAGUCUAUAUGUAUUGCAAAUAUGACGAGUGCUCUGUCAACCAUGUGAGCCAGACAUAUUACAAGUUGUUGAAAUGAUUGCGGCGAAUUACAUUAUCGCGAGACUUGUUACGUGGUAGUUUCUUAUCCUCACCUUGAAUAAGUCUGUGAGUACCUUAAUACAAAUGGACCGUUGAAAGAAUCCCGGCUUUGUGAGGAGAACUCAAAUAACCGUACAUUUGCCCUCCCGUCUACUUACCGGACACUGAACAGCCGAAUGAAAAGAAAACAGUCCCGGGACUAAUGGAAAAUCGAACGACAAUUUUGACGAUUUGCUCACGCUCAUUAUGAUCCCGAUCAUAAAUUGGAGACGCCAUGCAAACACAGACACUUUCACGUAGAUUGAGCCUUCAUCUUAUUUUAAAUUAGUUCCCGGUUAGUUUCCACUCAGUACUUUUUCAUUGAUAGCUUUUCUAACUUAUGCCCUUACUUAUCAUCAUCCGUUUAGCGACAGUGCCGUGGUAGGGAGUUGAGGGUAAGGGGAGAGAAUCUCCACACAACAAUGAAACAGUGCACUCUCUCGUCCUAAAGUGCCUAAUAUUUUUCUACAAUAACCUUUCCUAAGGUGAAUUUACGUCGGCAGCCAGCCGAUACGAAGAACCAGGACCGCUCUGCCACUGCGAACUCCAAGGGGCAGAUUUUUAGAUCGCAGAAUCUGGUUGGCCGUUUCUCGCUGAUUGACCUGGCGGGGAACGAACGUGGCGCGGAUACAGCUCGCGACGGGGAUAAGACCGCUCUGAGGGAGUGCAGUGCGAUUAACAGAAGUCUUUUGGCCCUGAAGGAGUGCAUUCGCGCAAUGGGCCGGCGUGGAAGCUAUCUGCCUUUUCGAAACAGCAAGCUGACACAGGUAGUCAUAUGUCACCUUCACUGUUCCAGUGUGUUAUCUUUGUGAGUGUAACUGUGUCCAAAGCGUGAUGUUAUCUGCUCUCCGUCAAGUUGCACGACGACUGUUUCCAAGUAAAUAGAAGCUAGUCAGUUUGAAGCGAAGACCAUUCUCAGCACUCGCUAUAAGGGCGCACAACCUACGGAUUAACCGAACAAGUCAGCACUACUCCUGAAUCCAUCAUACCCGUGUGUUUUGAGCCCUUUCUUUUUACUCUGACAAAAUACGUUUGAUUAGAUUCACCACAAUUUCAUUUUGAAAGCUACUGUUGUAAAUGGCAUAUGAAAACGGAGCGUUAUCAUGACCCAACGAAACUGGGAGUUCCCUGCUCUUCUGUCACUUCGACUGGAGGAUGUAAACUUGUUAGCUUGGAUUACUUAUUGUCUCCUCCUCCUCCUCCUCCUCCUCCUCCUCAUCCUCCUCCUCCUCCCUCCCUCCUCCUGCCCCUCCUCCCCUCACAAAAUACCAACUUUUCACAUUUUACGAAAGUUCAUGCAUUUAUUAUAUCUCACGAAUUGUGUAUGCUUAUAAGUAGUAUAUGCCAACUGACGACCAAGUUUACUUUCUCACACACCGGACUCUCCGCAGGUCCUUCGCGAGUCAUUCGUUGGCCCUCGAUCACAAACCUGCAUGAUUGCUAUGGUGGCACCUUCAUUGUCCUGUUUUGAGCACACAUUGAAUACCCUGCGCUACGCCCGUCGUGUGAAACAACUGGGUUCAUCGGACAACAACGUGCAAAUUAAACCGCGUGAACGCAGCACUACUUCCGUCAGCGAAGCUAUACCCAGCACUCGUUCUCGGCGCCCGUGUUCAGUCACCUCCUUGUCCGUUUCCUUGCCCAGCAGCCACGAGGAGACGAGUCCUGUGCAUGGGCCAGCAGUGGUGGCCGACUCUAAUAAUCAUGUCCAACUAGAAAGAGUGCCAUCAAGACCUCCGGUAAGGUGAUCCUUCGCCCUCACAGCCAAGUAAAGUAAAUCACAGGCUACUUAUUAAGACUGAGUAGUCAGCACACAUUACAUUAAACCCCGAAUACAGAAGUGUACUCGCCUCCUUUCCGGGUUAACAUACAUAAGUGAAUAAGUAAAUACCGUUCUACCUGACUAUGCAUGCAGUUAUGUAGGUUUCACGCGCACGACUUGCGUGCAUGCAAAUAUAGUCAGAGGAUAAACGACAGUGAGUGUCAUUCUAGGGUUGUGGUUGUGGUUGGGGCUAAUGUUAGGGUUUAAUUAAAGAUUAGCCUUGUAAAUGGGGUCAGGCCUAAGGUUAGGUUAAGUUUGACCGUGACACACUAUCCCAUACAGUCUGGUUGGCAACCACUCUGUUAACGCUCUCUUAGUUCACAUCUUUCAAAUUUCGCUUUCCGUCCACGACCACGUUGGAGUACUAAAACAAACGUAUGGCAUAAAUGCGGGUUUCCACAAUGCCUUCUGCAAAUUCCCUUACCGUGCCAUGUUUUUGGGAUUGUGCUCUCAUAUGUUUUCUCAGUGUUAUAAGUUAGCUGUUUUUUGGUCUUGUAUUGCCUUUUUCAUUUAUUCCAGUCUUUUUCAAAGCGCAAAACCACAUCUGAAGUUGCCGCUAUUUGGGUAGGUGACCAUAGAGGGUUUUUCUCUCGAUUUUUUCAAUUGGUCUAAAGUAAUGACACCAGUUAGAAGCGCAUCAAAGGAGUUUGCGACAGGAGGACAAUGAUAGUCAUUCAAAUACCGCUCGGCAUUCCGACCGUACGCCUCUUUAGAUAACACGUUAGACUCACGAGACUCCUGGUGGCCCUCUUUACUAAAGUAAUGACCACAUUUACCAGCCGACGUUCAGCCGAAACCCUUUGUCAUUGGAAAAAAAGCGAUGUAAGGGAAGAUCUUUUGGUACGAACAAAUCUGGUAGGGGACCGCCUUCGCCCUUCUGGUUGGCUUGUAAGAUCUUCCAUUUUCUGACGAGUAACCACUUUUCGAUGUACACGCAUAUUAAUUUGGGUAGGAAACUUACUUCUGAUCCGCCCGAAGUCACUUAUGUGUCCUAGUUUUAACAGUCAUGAGAAUAUUCGAAUAAACAAAUGCGUUUUAUACGUCAUCAGUGGAGAGUCUUUGCCAACAAACAUUGGCUAACUGAGCGAACUGCCUCUUCAUGUUCAGCGAGUGCAUAUUCAACGCAAGUAUCCACUCUAAACCACCUAUGAACGAGCCGAAUCGAUCAGAGCCAGUGUGACCUUCAAAACCCGUCUUCCGAGGACCCCUGUAGACAUGCUGGUUUGUACCGCAGAAGAGGUCGAAAAGUGACAUUUUGCUCGCAAUAGUUGGAAAACAAUAGCUCUCUGAAUACUUGGUAUACUUUAACUAAUGUCAUGGGCUCGUGUCGUCUGUCCUGCAGCGUAGGUGAGACCGCUGUCGAUGUUGGUGCCAAGCAAGGGAUAUUUUCAAAAUAACCCCAAACAAUGUUGGAUUUUAGGUUACAGAAUAUACCGCAGAUUGGCUUUCCUGUGUGAGACACGAGCAAGUCCCCUCGUCAAUGUCGACACACUGAACGUGACACAAAGUUCAGGCUACUGUGGUAUUAGAUCAUAGCCAGAUGCCGUAGUAGUAAAUUGCAUCACUUACCACUUUCACCUGUUUGCCCGUCUACCUUUCUUGAAGGAGGACAAUGCAAUAUGCUGUGACCGACAUUACGACCGACCUAAGGAGCUGCUUGAAAAUCGUGCAUGCCUAUCAGAUCUGGCAAUCCAGCACGAGAAUAUUCUUCGGGUGAGAUCUGUUCUCCACGUCGAUACCUUUUCAGCCCCUUGGUGGGAGUGUUACGUGUAAUGUGAUUAAUGAGCGUAUAAUUUACACUGCGUGAUUGAUCUCAUGAACUGUUAGCCGAAAUCCUGAAACGCGUUUUCGAUUAGAAAGGAUUACUAGGGUAGGGUUGUAGUAUUGAUAAGUAUGCAGCAUUAUCCUAUAGCAUUUAGGGUUUAGCAGGAUGUUGACUUUGAGAUGCACGCCUUUUUGACCUUCUACAGAAACCAUACUCGGUAAAAAAUGACUACUUAAGUAUCAUGCCUUUUUUCUGUUGAUUUUGGAUGGUCUUAUAAAUGCAAAGAUAUUUUAUAAAAACAUUCACAAAAGUAUGCUUUCUUUUACUAAUUUGGCAGAAAAUCACAUUUUGUUCACAUUUUAUGCCCGAAGAUAGUGUAUAUUUAGGUUCUAAAAAAGUGUAUAAUUAUGGGAUUUUUAAGACCUUGCGAUUUCCAUGCAUACAGGACCCGAUAUGUCCAUUUACCGAUGCUCCUCAUGAAAUGUACAACACAGUCUGGAUUUAUAGCGGACUUUUAUGAAAUCUGUACGGUAACUUCUUAAAGGCAUGGAGGAAUAUAUGAUUUUCCUUACACGGAAAGAAUUCACCUUGUAGACUGAAAUCGUUAAACGCUAAUGCAAUGGGAGAUCAGGCUUGAAAUUAUUUGGAAUUGGUAAACGUUUUUAGAACCUAAAUAUACACUUUCGUCGGGUAUAAUAUAUGAAGAGAAUAUGUUUUUCUCCUUUGUCUUUAAGAAAAUACCACAUAGAGUUCAUGAAGUUUGCAAUGGAUUAGGACUGUGUUGUACAUUUCGUGAAGAGAAUUAUUAAACGGACAUGUGCGGUCUUGCAAGCAUGGACAUCGCACGGUCUUAAAAGUCUCAUAAGUAGAAACCUUUUAAAACUAAAAUAUACACUUUCUUUGGGCAUAAAAUAUGAAUACACUGUAAUUUUCUACCAAAUGAGUAAAAGAAAGCAUAUUUUUGUGAAUGUUUUCUAUAAAAUAUAUUAAAACUUAUAAGGCCAUGCAAAAUCAAUAGGAAAAAUGCAUGCUACAUCAGUAGUCAUUUUUACUGAGUGCGGUUUCUGUAGGAGGUCAAAAAAGUAUGCAUCCACAAUUCAAAAUUCUGCGGAGCCCGAAAUGCUAUAGGAUACUGCUGCAUACUAAUCAAUAUAACAACUUUACCUAAGUAAUCCUGCCUAGUCGAAAACACAUUUCAGCAUUUCGGCUAUUAUUUCAUGAGAUCGGUCAUGCACUGUACAGUAGGUGUUGGAGUGCUCACUGAAAUUCCGAAAUGCGUCUUGGACUCGAAAAGAUUACUUAAGUAGGGUUGGAAAAUUUAUCACCUUGCAGUAUAGUCCUAUGAUUAUUCAGUUAUACUAGGGUGCCGGUUUCAAUUAAACUUUUUUGGCCGCAUGCAAAAAAGAUACUCUGUAAAAAAUGACUACCCAGGUAGCAUGCAUCUGUCUCAUGAAUUUUCGAUGCCCUUCAAAAUUCGAUUAUAUUUCAUGAAAAACAUGAAAAAAAUAUUUAUUCUUUGAUUAUUUAGAAGAAAAUUAUGUCUUCAAAUUUAAUACUGAAGAAAGUGUAUUAUUCAGUUUUAAAAGACUUUUCCAAUUCCCGAAUAAUUUUAAAGCCGACCUGCCGUUACAGUUGCAUUCACGGUUUCAAAACUGGAAGUCGUACAUUUUUCGCCUACAAAAAACCAUACAUUUAUCUAUAUUACCAAGAAAAGAGCAUAUGGAGUUCUUUAAAUUAGCGGUGGAUUUGAACCAUACUGUAAACAAGCUACAUUUAUAAAUGAUGAGACACGAUGUUUUAUGAACAAGCAUUCCACGGUAUGGAAAAACCUCGCAAUAAAAAACUUUUUUUAAACCGAUUUAUGCCGUUUCUUCGAACGUGAAAUUGAAAGAAGACGUUACGUCUUACCAAAAGAGUAAACGAAUGACUAUUUUUAUGCAUGAUUUCCAUGAUGUAUGGUUGAAUUUAAAGGGCAUUUAAAACAAUGAGAAAAAUUCAUGCCACUUAAGUAAUCAUUUUUUACAGAAUGUUUUUCGUUCGAAAGCCGGCAUGCCGAGGUAACUAUAUUAUUAUAGAAUUAGGCUGGAUUGUGAUUAAUUAAACAACCCUACUUUAGUGGUCUUUUUCAAGCGAAGGCGCAUUUCAGAAUUUCGGUUAGUAUUCCAUGCGUUAGCACACCUACUGUAUAUACUGCGUGACAACACUUGUUCUGGUAGCUGUUAAGGUGUGAUUUACCGUUUACAAUCGACUCAGGUUACCUGAAAUAUUUUCAGAAAUGCUGGAGCCCGAACUAAAAGUUUCGAGUCCUGAAGGAGUAACUGGAACGCAGAAGCUGCGCGUUGUAAAAUAGCAAUGUUCAUUUUGAAACGUGAGAUUUAAAACAAGUGAGGGCAUUAGGAGCCCAGCAGGACCUACGAUCAGUGUUCAAACGCAUGAAAUGUUAACCGAAUUCAUGAGACGCCUUUUUGAUAAAGCUGGCUUUCUCAAGUGGUGUCGUACUAGUGACUAUCGCUCAGUUAUUAAGACGUUUUAGUCACGGCUGAAUGGGACCUUUUAGAUACCGAUUUUUUUGACCGCCAGCAAAAACCGCACUCCGAUGAAGUGCAUACUUGGGCAAUAAGCAUUUUCUUUGUUGAUUAUUGACGCCCUUAUAGAUUAGAAUAUGUCAUAGAAAACGUACACAAACAUAUUCUUUCUUGUGAGCAUUUUAUGGCAUAUCACUUCUUGUUUCGUUGUUUUAGUCGAAUAAAAGGUAUCUUUCGGUUUUAAAAAGUUUUUUUAUCCCCCAGCCGCCCUUUCGUCUAAGGUGUGCAGUUUACAAUCUUUAUGCUUUUGUUGUAAGGAAAAUGAUAUAUUCCCCGAAGUCAGUAAGAAGAUACCGUAUAGAACUCAUGGAGUAUGCCGCAAACCUCACAAGGUGCACUCAUAAGUCGACAAGUAGGACGCUAAUUAAAUAAAAAUUACACCAAAAAUAGACAAAUUGGACAUGCUUUCAGAGUUUAUGAUCUCUUGCCAUGUAGUUACUUACUAUGGCGCGCAGCGACCGCUAUGUGGUGCACACAAUUCAGAUAUGCCAACGACGUCACAAAUUAACGUGCUUUGAAAAAUGACAGAAUAAAACAGCCCAGAAAAAACCCAAGCGCCCGCAUCGAUUUGACCAGUGCCCAAAGGACGUUAAGUGAAUAAUAUCCGCGGCAUAUUUCUUCUACUCCUGGGAUUUACAUUGAAAGGUGUUUUUUAGCCAACCGAACUGCCGGCUGUACCUAAAUGCGUCCAGUUUAAUUGCAUAGCCCAUCGCCUACGGCAUUCAGAGAUCGGAGGAUUUGGGUGGCUUCAUUAGACUCUCACAAUCCGGGUACAGAUACUUGUCCGAGAACACCCCCUCCCUGCCUCCCUCCACCAAUCGUCUACCCUCCCCAGAUCCCAACCCCAACCGUCCGACCCUCUCACAUGGCCAGCCCGUAUCUUUCCUAUUUUACAAUAAACACCAGCCAUCUUGGUAGUGAUGUCUCAAUCUUCAACGCACGUUCCUACGAAAAAUUAGCGUUUUCUGAGCAAUAUAUCUUGUGUGACUUGUCAUUUCAGUCGCUACCGAAGUGGUUUUACCUGUAUCGCCGCCUACUCGGAAGUUGGACGCCUGAGCCCGAAGACACCAAAUGUGAGGCUGUCGAACUAGCUGAUUCUCAUUCCCCUUUUUCCUUGAUUUGACUGGUUUCUGUUCGUGCGUCGUUUUCUGAUUCCCAUCACACCUCGGAGGCUGCCCGAUAUGAACUUCAGAUGAGCAAAAAGCGAAUGCUUGCUUGCCAGUGAAAAGGUGUAUCAGGCCUGGGAGAAUUUCCAUCCAAAUGUAGGACGUGAGAAUAUAAACCCCACACCUCUAUAGACGGCCUCUUGCUAAAUUUGUUAAGGUUCCAAUGUAGACCGAAAAGCGAAUUGCAGUGGAGCGUCCGCUUAACGAGAGUAGCAAAAAAGCGAAUUUCGACAAAGUUUUUGCACAGUCUCUUGAUAACCUCUUCCUUCGUGUUCCUCAACCAUCGUAUUAUUUCGUACAGUGUCUGACGUUAGACUAUAACACGAUCUCGUUGGUAACUGAAAUAUGCCGAUUUCACGCAAUCCCUGCUUAUUGGGAAUAUCGCAUUGCCCAACGAGGGUUGGCCAAUACGUAUCUUCGCUUCCAGCAUACACCAACAUUCUAAUACGAUGGCCCUAUUGUUACUGCGUUGCUUCUGGUCUGUGGGAUGUUUUCAGCGUGGAGCACCUAAACGCACUAUCUUAUCACAAUCCUUCAAUUUUGGGUGAACAAUUGAAAAUCCCCUUUUAUCAAAGCAAUUUGACCGUGGGAUCGCAUUUUGCCAAAGUAACCUGCGAAAGUAAUCUUCCGGCUUGUUUCCUCUGACGUGGGCGCUAAGUGAGGCCAAAUUUUGCGUGCAAUGUUCAAACUCUGUUGUGGAUGGCAUGUGUAUGAUAGGAUAGGAUGGUCCAUGUUUACGCCCCACGCUAAGCUCAGUUAAAUAAAACUGACAUAAUAGGAUGAGCAAAGACACUGACGUGAUAAGACAUGUCAUGCCUUGGUUUCCGUUACAGUGGAGAACCCUUCAUUUCCCAGCAAGACUUGGUGUUUUGCUAGCUGACGACAAAUUUGUGGAAGUGGAUUUUUAAUUUGACUCUGUUUGGCCACUGUGGCCUAUCGCCGUCCGCACGAUCAUCCGUGCGCAAUGCAGGGCUGGCGGUGGGAAGAGGAGAGUGGUUGCCUUGUCAGCAAGGUCCCUUCGUCUCUCUCGUUUAGUUUACCCGCUUGGGUCGUCGUAGGCUAGGCCGGGGGCAUUUUCUUCUCAUCGUCAGCAUAGAUCGGUGGUCUCUUUUCCCACACUGCGACUUCUGUCCUUGUAAGUGCCUGUCAUUAAAGACGCUACCACAUAAAGCACCCUUACCUUUUGUGUAGUGUUUGGUAGCCAGUAAGUUUGCCUUCUCACAAUGACAAACUUUGUGCACUACUUUAAGGUUAUAAUGCGCUUUGUUCUUUCAUGCUUUUCAGACUACACUGACAACAUUAUCAAACUGACAACGAGGCACAUGAAGAAAUUAAACACUCUACGAGGUAAGAUUGGGUAUGUGUUAUCUCCGACCGUCAACCCAUCACUUUUCCAUCAAACGGUCGCGACGCUUACCUGAACACGGGUUUGCUUAAAGUGAUGCCAAAAUGCUCUGCGUGUACCUCUAGUCUUUUUCGACGCCCACCCUGUUCUGGUAUCAAGAAGAUUUCGAGACGACCGGAGGUGGACAUACCUGACUGACGUGUGUCUCCUAACUCCACACGUGCUAGACGUCAGAGAGCGGUGUCCAACCACACAAGCGAGACAACUGCAUAAGGUCAAGUUCAGAAGUCGCCACAGUCUGACCCUGAGUAGGAUCCAGUUAUGUCGUCAGUUGGUGACCCUCCAAGAGGGACGUGGCAGCAAGCGCUUGACCGGAGUUUGAUCGUACAUCAUUCCAAGCCCACCGGUAAAUGACAUUGAAGGCCGCAGUAGCCGUCACGUGAAGUUGCCAUCUAAUACGCACCAUUCAUGGCGUAAACUUGCUCAGUGCCGUAAAAUCACCAUUAAAAUCGGCUGUAACAGCCUACGGCCUAGUUCCAGAGGAGGAGAACCGAAUUGCCUCGUUUGCUGGCUGCCCUUCGGACCACGACGUUUAAGUCGCCAGAUUUAUAAUGACUUAGAAAGCGUCCAUUCGUUGCUAUCAGAAUUUAAUCCUCGCAACACCUUUCGGUGGAUUUGGAUUGGGAUUACGUGAGAUUGCUGAAAUGACUGCCGAUUCCGUUUGCCACGUUUCGUACGGUUAAUGGAAACUGCAACACUAAUUUACAUGCUUACGUAAAUAAAAUAAGUAGGUAUGUUAUGUUUAUAAGCACUACAACCAUUUGCUGCGGAAGGGCUUUAUCCUACGGGAGUGACGCCAACCGAUAGCUUACGGUAUAAUUUCGAUUUUGUUUUGUCCUGGAGCCAAGAACCCUCAGGGCCAGUUGCAUAACACGCAAUAGCCAACGGUCGAACAAUGUUACUGGCGAGGGCAGAUUGGUCUGCCUGCCGGUGUAAGUUAGCGGCAGUCAAAUCCCAGACUCGGGGUCCCAAACUUCUACUUCGGAUUGACUGGUCGUCAAUCGUUCGAAUCCGCCAGCCUACGGGUUUCAAAAAAACUCUGCCUGUGCCACAAGAUGUAACUUCGCUAAUGCGAUACUGGUCUCUCCGAUGUGCUCAGGUCGCUAAAGGCUACAUCGGAGCGGAUGAAAAACGUACACUAUUUCAUCCCUAGGUAGAGCCUCCUUGGAUAUUAUGCUAUGGUAUCCGGAUGCGAUGAUCGGUGAUUCGAGGUUUCUCAGAUCACAACUCAUGAAGGAGAGAGCUGGUUGAGUAAUUUUUACUUCAGCGAGAGAGCAUGCACGGGGCUCACCAAGCUGUGGCAGCAUGCGUUACUCGUUUAAGUUUUUUGUCCGGACGCCAAGUUCAUGCGCCUGAGCCCUGUGCGGAUGCCACCAGUCGACGAAUACAAACAUACAGACUAGCGCCUAGGAGUCAACGAGCCGAAGGCCGUCUCAUAUUUGAAAGCAGUGCUUGAAAGGCGAGUUUGGCGGACCAAUGGUGCGGCAUGGGUAAGCGUCCGCUCAGACCGGCUCGAGAACGGACCGCCAGAAUAGACCCAUAUUCAUCCUUACUCACUUCGCCUUCUGGCUGCUUACUUGGUCCUUUUGGGUUCACUCCAGAAGUCAAUCAGUUGAGAAAACUGAAACAUUCAUGCGGAGCGUGUUAGUUAUUAAGGGAUGACAAAUUCGGAUGUCUUAACUUGCGGUUGAUAUAAAUGCUGUUAUAUGGGUGGGCAGAUGGAUAACUAGGAAGGAAAAUGCGAUUUAGGUUUGCAGAUGCGGAAUAACGUAAGAAGGACACUGAAUGACCUUGUGCUAAUUUCCUGGGAGGUUUGCGGUACGAUUUGGGUUAAUGCUAGGUUCAGGGUUGGGACACGCUAGUGAGUAACCUUCCUGAAAUUUUGCGAAACACCGCAGGUAUUAUGGGGACCUUAUUCUCGUGUUUUAUCGAAGUGUCUGUGGUAAGGCCUUCUGUCCACCCAAACUUGCCACGCACCCUAGUUUUUUGAAUCUGAAAACUCUAUUGCCUUUUCUCUGUAAAAUACCUUAGGCAAUUCGUUUCUUGCAAAUUUCUUUCAUUAGAUGUCCUGAAAUGUUUAAUUGACAUCUACAUUUCCUCCACAGAGGCUGCUAUUCACUUUCGUAAGACGUCGGAGCAUUCAUCCGUGGACGGAGAACACAUAGACCACUUAUGAAUGUCGCGGCAAAUACUGCUACAACAGUCUCCCUCCUUUCGGGAUCCUGCAGGAUAGGAUCAGAUGCCGCCCACUGAAGGUCUCUUUUUAGCGGAACUCUUAAGGAGUCAAGCUGUAAUAAUAAUGACGAACAUGAGGGUUACGACAGCUUACAAGGACGGUUUUCCUCUCCGUAUUUUUGAAUCCCAUGCCAACACCCCGUCCUCUCGCAGUUAUAUUUCCUUGGUUUCGAGCGUCCAGCGAUGGGAAGAGACCGCCUCGGUGGUCAGUAAGAGGACACAGCGGGGACGUUGAUCUCUGUUCGGCUGUUGGCGGAGCCUUUCUCUUUGUGUUCCCCCCCCCCUCCUCCUCAAUCUCUUCCUCCUCCCACCUACUCGUAAGUAGCGCGGGCGUUCAUUGGAUGCAGCAUGUAUUUAAAAGAAAUGACAGUCAAGUUAGUCAUACGGUCUGCGAUUUCGGUCUCUUUAACGGCAGCCCGAAGAAGGGUUUUUGCCAUAAUGCGUGCAAGGUGUUUCCACAGAGACGAGUGACGCGCAAUUUUAAUGCGUACGUCACAUGUUCUACAGAGGUGUCGGUACUACUCGCCGGUAUUCUUUGUUCUGAGACACGGGGCUGCAUGUCCACGUACCCAUAAGUUUUGUCCCAAACUUUCUGCCCUGAGAACUUAAGCUACCCUACAAAGCUAUCCUCGCGCCCUCGUUCUGCUCAAUGAGAUCGUGCUUUGAUACAGGAUGCAAUAAUCACACUCAAAGAGCCUUACCGGAGGUGCCCUACGGCGAUACUCUAACAAGGCAAUAAUGAGCUAUUCUGGGACCCUUAGAUGAUAUUUCGAUCAUAUAUGUUUAUGUAGCCGCACCUGAGGUAAACAAACCGCAGACACCUGUAAUAUGGGACCGGUGGUAGUAGGGGUUCUUACAGGUGGGGCCGGAGAUCGCACAGACGACUAGGUGAGAUAAAUGUAUGCAAAAGAAAAGCUGUUGGGAAUGCACGGUUGUACAUUGAGUGGGCCGCAAAAGGUGAACAUAGCAACAAGGAAUCGCAUUCGCCAACAGGACGCAUACCACAACGUACAGAAACACCAUGCCAACGUCAUCAUACCAACUCGAAAUAAUUAAUUAGGUCAAAACUACUGUGCCCGUCUGAUGCUUCUACAUAACCACAUCUUACCCAUUUUCCAGACAGUAACUUAUCUGAGAUUGCGACCGCGUCGUAUGUGGCGAUAAUUGACACAAAUACGAUGCUUAAAAGAUAAGACCGUAUUCUUCUAUGAAGAAAAAGUGGGAGAUCUUUCUCCGACUCUGUAUUUAUUACAGACUAAAGUAAGCCAAUGUGCCUUAAGUAAAUGUGCUUGGAAAUGCCUAGACGCUUAAAGAAAUAUCAACGACAAAUGAGCAACUACUGACAUUUCGACCGUCGUUACCGAUAGCCACCGUGUUUGUCAGAGCAAAGUAAGAGCAGAGACAGUGACUUGAGCACCGUAUUCGUUGAUACUGAUAGCAGACUUGCGCAACAUCUACCACACUCUCUCAGGCCCUCGCAACCUGGAUCCGGUGUCAAGACCAAGUCAAGGAGACCAGAGGCGGGGGAGGACGCAAGAAGCUGACGCGGCUUAAACCCGCACCUAGGCGUACCACAACACCCCCAGAUCCACACUGGACAGUGACCAGGAUUUUAAUCAAGCGCAAAUAUGAGAGGGUGGCAGGGAUCCAGAUCGGCGUGACGUCAGUCGACAACUGGGUCUGCCACAACACCGAAUGUUGACAUUUGUUAUGGAUUGCAACCCUUGACAGUAGAAGUAAGGUUUAAGUACGGUCAACGCUCUAGCCAGCCGAAAUAAGAAACACCAUCGGGAGACAUAAUAUUAACCAUAUUUGGGUCAGGUUACAUGCCCAGGAGUUUGUAUACAAGAUGCUGCUGUGUGUGCUCGUCCAUCUAUCAGUCAUGCACUUGUGAUUGUCAGAAAAUUCCUUACGAAACCAGUAGGCCUCGCUGCAAGCAGAACAUGAGUUUGCGGGGGAAGGAAACUUGUGGUGCGUGGUUCACGCUUAUUAUUUUCCUUGCACACAGUAGGUACCCUCUGUCGGAUUCGAAAAGUUUACAUCGUCCUUCAGUGGGCGCUGAAUACCCCACCAUUCUGACGGAGUGUUUCUAAGCAAUCAUAAUCGUUGUUUUUCUCGAAUAGGAUUUGCUUUUUCCAAGGCACCCUUUGAAAGCGUUAUGAAUAGCAGUGGGCAGACAAUCCAGCAGUUGGGUCGUCGUCGGCGAUGUUGUCCGACGGGAGCUCCAGAGCAGGCUAAAAGCGGAGCGGUGAAUUGGGCGUAGAAUAAUUUAUUGUGAUAGUGGACUUGCACGGCAUCUGCCGCACUCUCCCCUUCACCGCCUGGGCUCAGUGUCAUGAUAAUGUUGAGAAUACCGACGAGGGGGGGAGGAACAGGAGGCUCGUGCGGCCGUACCCGCACCGAGGUGUACCACCACAAUCUCUGGUAUACGAAAGACGCUCGAUUGGGAUUUUAACCAACAGAAAGGUGAGGAUGACACAAACCACUACCCGGCGGGAACGUAAGCGCAUCCACCUGCGGGAAAGGUGUCAUAGAACUGCCGGCUCACCAGAAUGCAAGGGCAUUAUUUGCUGAAUCGUAGCAUAGCAGACGCACGUAGUCCAUCAUCCCUCAAAACCCAAGUAACCAGCCAGUCAUCGACUAACAGUCACCAUUCAUAUACACACACCCGUCAUAUGCGUGAGAGUGCCAGAGGUCGUGUUAAGAAGGAGCCGUUGCAGUUUGACUCUCAAUCCAUCACUCCGCCACUUCACACAAACACACACAACUGAGUAGACUUAGUUGAGGCGUUAAUCGGCAACCUUCCAAGCCACGGCGCUUGGCACAACAAGAUGUACACUUCCCGUUUAAGUGAGUGGUGUCAAUUGAAAGCGUGCGAUAUUGGACGCUGUGUGAAGUUGAUGUGUAGAGUUGCUGGCGAGGAAAGUUGUGAGGACAUGAUAUGACCGACUGAUGCCUACCGCUGUAUUUCAAGGCUGUGAAUGUUGCCUAUUAGGCCCAAGCGGUUGCUGAAAGCGCGAGGGUAUUUGAGGCGCUUACGACGAAUGUAUGUUUGUGCUUCAGCCGCCCGUUCGCCAGUCUCUGCGCGAUGGAUUCGAGAGUGAUCGACCAGACCGAUGUGUGAUGUGAACGUACCAGGACAGUGUGGGCAGGAUACGUCGUGAUCGCCGGCGUCGCUUUCAAUAGCAUUGAUGGGGUUGGUGGCGGUGGGCGCUGUUGGUGGGGUACUGAUUGUGCUAGGUGUGUCGAUAUUGUAGUGAAUUCCGCCGUCGUGAAUGAGCAUGUGAUCGAAUAGUUCCAUGCCGAUCGAUUCCGAGCGCAGAUUUCCCAGUUUGCAGAACUACACUGAUAAUGUUGAGAAUACCGACGGAGGGGGAGGAACAGGAGGCUCGUACGGCCGUACCCGCACCGAGGUGUACCACCACAAUCUCUGGUAUACGAAAAACGCUCGAUUGGGAUUUUAACCAACAGAAAGGUAAGGAUGACACAAACCACUACCCGGCGGGAACGUAAGCGCAUCCACCUGCGGGAAAGGUGUCAUAGAACUGCCGGCUCACCAGAAUGCGAGGGCAUUAUUUGCUGAAUCGUAGCAUAGCAGACGCACAUAGUCCAUCAUCCCUCAAAACCCAAGUAACCAGCCAGUCAUCGACUGACAGUCACCAUCCAUAUACACACACCCAUCAUAUGCGUGAGAGUUCCAGAGGUCGUUUUAAGAAGGAGCCGUUGCAGUUUGACUCUCAAUCCAUCACUCCGCCACUUCACACAAACACACACAACUGAGUAGACUUAGUUGAGGCGUUAAUCGGCAACCUUCCAAGCCACGGCGCUUGGCACAACAAGAUGUACACUCCCCGUUUAAGUGAGUGGUGUCAAUUGAAUGCGUGCGAUAGUGGACACUGUGUGAAGUUGAUGUGUAGAGUUGCUGGCGUUGAAAGUUGUGAGGACAUGAUAUGACCGACUGAUGCCUACCGCUGUAUUUCAAGGCUGCGAAUGUUGCCUAUUAGGCCCAUGCGGUUGCUGAAAGCGCGAGGGUAUUUGAGGCGCUUACGACGAAUGUUUGUUGGUGCUUCAGCCGCCCGUUCGCCAGUCUCUGAGCGAUGGAUUCGAGAGUGAUCGACCAGACCGAUGUGUGAGGUGAACGUACCAGGACAGUGUGGGCAGGAUACGUCGUGAGCGCCGGCGUCGCUUUCAAUAGCAUUGAUGGGGUUGGUGGCGGUGGGCGCUGUUGGUGGGGUGCUGAUUGUGCUAGGUGUGUCGAUAUUGUAGUGAAUUCCGCCGUCGUGAAUGAGCAUGUGAUCGAAUAGUUCCAUGCCGUUAGAUUCCGAGCGCAGAUUUCACAGUUUGCAGAACUACACUGCAGGCGCAUCAAGGAAUUCUUCAGAAUGUCCAUACAUGUCGACGAAAAUCCGUGUCGCCAUCUCCACAAAAGAGCCCUUUUACUAGCCACCUGCUUCCUCUUACGCCUCAGGGCCUCUUGAAUAUGUCUAGAGAUCGAGAACAUGUAAUCUAAUUCAUGCGCAAGUCACGGGACCUGAGCAUUAAAAAGAGUAAGGUCUGAGUUUCUUCAUAUUUGCAUGUAGAUUUUAUCACCGGGUACACACGGCUAUUUUUCGCAGGCGUCCUUUACCAGGGAUGAUAGUAAGAAGAAAGAGUGAAUGACAUAGAGUUAACUAACCAAUCAGCAAACAAUGCUACGUGCGCUGAAGUGAAUGCACCAGAUCAAUAUUCGAUCGGCUGAGUUUUAAUCAGAAAUUCGGAUUUCAAUCAGUUCGCGUUCAUUCCUGACCCGAGCAGUUGUCUUGGUGGAAAUGCAAGUGAACUGAUGUCCAGCUUAAAUUUUCGGAAGGUUGUCUGCAGUACUUUGUAACACCGUUGCACAAUCGGCCCGCGAUCAUUUAUGCAGGAUCCGAUUCUUCUUCCUCACACGAACAGUGGCUUGGUCUCCCAUUCUGCGCACUCUUAGCUCGAAUAACUUCAUUGUGUAGCUGUAGCGGCCAAAGCAGUGUGCUUGUGUGCUACAAUCGUCUGGCCAGAUGCCAUCUUGGAAGGACAAGAUGGGGGGUUUAUUGUUCACAGAACCCGGAGUUGUCCUCUCAGGCGGCAGUGGGCACUGGCGCAGCCAGAGCUGGUGUUGACUGCGUCCAGUCAUUCCUGAGAGUCCCUGAGAUAGGGAUGGCAGUCGGUUUUGUAGGCUCGUGGGCCAAGCUCAAGUGGUGGCCAGUCAGUGUGUGUUGCAUUUGCCGAGGGAUGGUGUCCCAGUGGCUUGUUUUGCUGGUUGCAGGGAGUGGCGCCUUUACGUGGCUCAUGGGUAGCCGCGACGCUGUGGUCUGGGACGGCUCGCUGCAAGGGGUGAAUGACCUUGAGGCAGCGAGGUCUUAAACAAUGACGCCAGACCGGUCAUGCUGGCUGGCCACUACAUGGGUCAUGGUUAGACUUCGUGAUUUCUGCUUCGCAACGAAUAAGUGAAAGCGGUUAUUUUGACGAAUUUUAUACUAAUUACAUCAGCAAGGGCAUAAAACUGCGUUUGCUUGUGUGACCGCCAACUUAAUCCUUUUACAGCCCUCUUUUGAAGGCUAUCAUAGGUCGAAAUCAAAGCACUUUCACGAAAGCCAAUUAGCGGAACUCGGGGUGGCAACAUUGAUAGAUGUUAUUUCGCACUCAACUAAAUAUGCCAAUAAACCGCGAGACGCGGCUCGUGCAGGGUGAUUAGUAGAUCAUAAGGUGGAAUAGUUCGGUGUAGUCUAGAUAUGAUUUAUUGCAAAUUUAUGGGUACCCAUCACUCGAUUUUCUUGACCACAUCUGACCGGCACCUCGUAUUCACGAAGGAAAGACGCAAUUCAUAUGUGCUGACGCUACGUUGCUUGGGGGGGGGUAGGAAUUAGGGUUAAGGUUAUGGUUGGGGCUAAUAUGAUACAUAGUCUUAGGGUUAAGUUUGAACCUAGGGUUGUUGUUAUGGCAACGCGGGGGUUGAGUUAAUUGUCAAUGGCAAUAAAUUUAUUUAUUAUCAUUAAAUGGUAAAAAUAGUGUCUCCCUUUGAUUAGCAACAGUAUGGAGGAUCGCAAAAUUUUGUUACCACAAAGUUCUUGGAUGUUCGGCUCAUUUCCUCAACACAGUUCCUCCACGGAGUAGGUGACCCCGGGCGUAAAACAUAUCGCUGCCAAGUCAACAGUUCAGAUUUAAUUGGCGGACAUUGGGAUGAGUGCAUGCAUGCCACCUCUCGAUUGAUGCGAUGCCAUCAACUGUAGGUCGCGCAAGACAUGUGGUGUCGGGCGAUGCUCAAUGCGCCACCAUCCACUGCUGCACCGACCAGAAGAUGGGCUGGUGCAUCUCUGACGAAAGAGAACACAGAAUUGAGUACUGAAGCAAUCCACUGUCUCACAACAUACGGCAAAGGGCACGUCGUUUCUCUGGGAGUUCUACCAGUAAAAGUGUUCGGUCGACUAGGUUCGGUUACCUUGAUAGUGCUCAUCGAUGAAUGCUUGUUGAAGCGAUUAGGCCUCAUUGAUCGACCAGAAGUGUUGUCAGUAUCCACUGUCGUUCAGACAGCCGAAGUGAGCUGGGAAAUAGUGUGUUUUCAGCUAUCUGCGACAGAAGGGAAAGAGCCACUGGAAGUGAAAAAAGCUUGGUCCGUCAGCUUUCUUUCUAAGUUGAGGCGUUUUGCCUUAAGUAGAAACCAGGCAGCACGAUGGGAACAUCUACGUGACAUCGAACUCCUCCUUGUCGUAGAAGCGAAUGCAUCGAUAGUAAUUCAUUUGUCCAUGCAGCUGCCAACUGUCCAAAUCUGUCAGCAAAAACGGUCAGUGUUUCAUAUUGACCAAACUCUGAACAACUCGGCACUGUGGGAUGGAAACCCCCAGCAGUAGGGAAAGGGUCAGAAUAUUAUCCAGAGAAUGGCCAAUCACAGUUCGCUUAAUACUUAAACUACAGGGUACAUGUGCGUCUGCCUGUUGUGAUACAUUUCAACAGAGCAUAGAUCAUCGGCUGGGGAGAGGGGCAUUUAACGUAUGUGAAUGUCAAUGUUACCCAUGGCUGCAAUUCCCAUUUCUUUGCGGUGCUCUAUUUUUAAAACUAAAUCACUUGGACUUACACAUACCCCGACGAUUUGCAACCAGCAACGCAUUAAGCAUUUAAGAACAUGAGCCCACAGUAAACCAAACGCCCGACGAUUUGGAUUGAAGCCCGUCUUUUUUAAUUCUUGGAGAAUAGCCACGCCCGAGCCCAAUGUUGCGCGUGCUUUACGGCCGUCUGUGGGCAAGAAAUGGUUUCCUUUAGUUUAGACAGUGCAGUCCAAUAUAGCUGGCGCCUGAUUGGCAAGUGUCACUUCAGGCAAGGCAGCAUUUUUGCGACCCUAGAAAAACAACAUGCCUGACCGUGGUGCAAGGGUCCUGGGAAAUUAUCUAGGGGCCUACGACAGAGCAUUUUUGGGACGUCAGUCACCACGCUUACCUCUGGGGACUGUUGGCGCCCGGCCUGCACUCUUUCGGACCGUCCAGUCAAAAAGCCCCGGAUCCAUACGAGGAGGCGUCCACAAAUUCCUGUGUUGCGUAGUUUGUGCAAGAGAUAUUAAGGAGGAACGCGAACGAAAGCCAUUUUGCAGUCGAUAUAAAUGGCGUGCAUAGAAUGCCUUCGUCGCACAAACCAGGUAAGUAUACAAAUCCCCAGAAAUACAUUUGGCACGAGUUUACUAAAUCUACCAACUUAAAAAUGCCAGUAAGAGUGAGCACGGAUGUUACCUUGCUGCAAUUAUGCGACGCCCGCUUAUGCAGCGUAGAGAAUAACCGCAGAUGAGUAACAUCAGCGAUUAUAGUAUCCAAUACUAUGCCUUGUAUCGUACACACAAAAUCAUCGACGGAAUUAAAAUCAGUCCACUGUGACGAGCAUGAAAUUAACCCCUCGGUAGAUGACCUUUCGACCAAGAUACGGACGUUGGCGCUUGCGACAGCCUAGAAAAGACAUAUUUUGCAAAACAUCGAAGCGGACACUAGCUCAACCCAUGAAAGCCCUUCUUGCAUAGUAUUUCACUACCCAACUACCCACUUUCAAUCAGCUGUCCAUGAUGCGGUCUUAGUUCUGUUCAGUUCAGUUUUAUUAAGUGAAAUGUAGGCGAGCGACUUUAAACUCCCUAUUAGUUCGAAAUAUUUUGUGAGACGCUUUGAUAAGUAGAAAGUUGUAGUGGGCCAUCGUGCAUAAUUGCCUGUGGAUAGCAGACAGCUUCCAACUAGUCUAAAAAGUGUAAUCGCUUACGGUUAUUCCGUCAAUGUGGUGAGUAUAAGCAUGCAUGAUUUGGGCGGCGAGUUAUGUGACAGAUACUUGGGAAGCUUGAUAGGCGUCGAGUCUUCCUUUAGUUGAGUGCUCACAGGAGGAGACUUCAGCAUCAGUAGGCAGGGCAUUGCACACUGCAAGCACUCUGUUACCGAGGAGGCACUUUCGUUCAUUGAUCCUUGCUUUACCGGCGCGUAGGUUUUGGGGAAUACCACGCAAGGUGGGCGUGCUAACUUGAGCGAAGUUGUCUGUAGGAAAGAGGAAACAGAUUGAGAAUUGACAGUCUGGUUUCAUUGGGCAGUGUUCACAGACCUUUUGUCAUUUUUGUCGUCUGUCUCUGAACCUUCUCUAAGACGGUAUAGUCCAUGGCAGUGCAAGUUCUGCAUGCCUUUGCGGCUUAUCAUAGAUGAGGCCGCACGACGGUGCCAAAUAUUUUAAAAAAGUAGUCAGUGUCAAAUCCCAUAAAGACUCGCCUAAGGAGUUGCAAUGUAGUCAUGGCCGACUUAGCCGCCUUCGCGCAGUUCAGCGUUGGUUUCAGUGAAGAUGUAAUUCACACACUCAAUUCCUUCUGGCUGUCAAUUUGUUGCAGUGAUGUGCCAUGAAGAAAGUAAGUCCUGGAGUUGAAGGCUCUGCAGCUGCCGAGUUGAAGGAAGUUGCACUUGUUUACAUUGAAGGGCAUAAGCCAGCGCUUCAACCAGUCCUCGAGCCUCUGCAAGUUUUUUUGCAGGUAGUCUCCGUCUGCCGCAUUGUGAAUAACUAUCCACAAUCUUAUGUCGUCACCAAACUGGGUGGCAUCACAGUCUAGGUCCCUGAUGCAGUCAUUUACAAAUACGCAAAGGCGCUUAGGGGGAAAUUUCGGAAAUCUGCAGAUUUGCACUUACUUGCUCGCAUGUAUGCAAAAGUAAUCGGAAAUUCUGGUCAUCGGCCUACAUACGAUUACUGGCCCACCAGAUGAACCAACCUCUCUCCAUCUCCACGCGACGGCUACCGCAACAGAGAAAGCGUUCCAAUAUUAGUGUAAACUCUGGCGGCCACGGAUAUGCCACAUGCCAGCGAGGUUUUUCCAAUGCUCUGCGACAUAGUCAACCGACCACAUACUGAUCUUGCGAUUAUAAGUUACUGGAAUAGGAACUUCCCAAAAAUACAAGUGAUCUUGUGCUAAACGUCUACGGAGAUUGGAACUAACAUGAAGGUUUAGGUUAAAACAUUAAAACUAGUAGUGUGCCUGGCAUUUGGCCCACAACCACCUGUUUCAGUGAGGCGAGGAUUUCCUAUUGCCAUGUCGUAUCCCAAAACACCUCAAUGUUGGUAAUAGCAUUUUGUUGUUUCUGAUCAUCGCAGAGAAUCAGAUGAAGAGGUUUACGAAUGCGGCUAAUAUAGUGGAGUGUCUUACAUUCUUCCUUAUCGGUUUUCCAACUUCUCAAACUGGCACUUGUGUUUUUUAAUACAAAAUGCAUCGCAUGUUGAAAACAGCCGAAUGUUUCUUCCUCGCAGGCUCUACAGGAGAGAUUUAUGUCUAUCCUCGUGGUCAUGCGAUAAGUAAAACGCUCCAACUUGCAUAUUUCACCGUAACAAAUGGGAUCUAAAUCAGCCCUUUUCUCAAAUGAAUCUUCGACUCAAAGUCAACAUCCAGUGAGUCUACAUCUGACGGCCAUCUGAAUCUACUGGAGAAGGCGUCACAAACGGAGGUCUAAAGCUCAUACUUGGCUAGAAUUAAUUUGCACCUACACGGUUCUCAUGUGGUAGAUGAGGGAACCACAAAGCAAGCAGAUAGACACCGUUAAGCUUUGAUACCACAGGCUGCUUUUCAAGUAAUAACAACAUUCGUAGUCCAAAAAGAUGAUAACCAUUUUAUUGGCAUACUAUGCCUACUCGACGCCGUCACAUCAGUUGACUGACCGGUGCGGGAACUGUGGUGGUGUCCGGGGUAAUUAUGGGAGAUUGAGAAAGACUGCGUUCGUUUUUCUCAGAGCAUAUAUCUCAGUUUAAACAAACAAACGCGUUCGGACUUAUUGCACUGCACUAGAAGCCGUUUCUGGAAAAUUCUACCGACUUGCACCUCCUUAAAGGACGAAUGUCUGCUUCUUCAUGUGGCCUUUACCGCACUGUCAUUUAGUCGAAUUCCGAAAUGUCCUCACAGCUUAUAACGUAAUGUAAUAUACCUUGGUUGUUUGUGUGUAAAACCGUGGGGGUGUGUGUUGACCGGCCUAGGCGCGGGAUCACACUGUUCCAGCCCCUUCGCCCGAUCUCUUCUCCGGUCUUCUAGACAAUCUUGUGAUAUCACGGCCGGGCGGAUUAGGGUAGAGUGCAUGCGUAAAUACUGCGCAAGUCCACUAUCACUGCAAACGAAUUCACGAGUAAUUUACCGUCCUGCGUCAACACUACUCUUCUGCCCAAAGUGGACGUCGUUAAAAACGACGGUCGAGCUGCCGUCACACGGGAUUGCCAGCCAUCAAAAUUUCAGAUGAGCGUGCAGUCAACCGCAGAUAUUUAGUAUAUUUUAUUGAACAUCUGGCGGACAUUUGGAUACUCACUAUCAACUCAUCCGACUAAACAGUCGUAUUUUGGUCGCAUUUGACUCCGCUGGAUUAAACUUAAAACAAAACAACAACUACGCUUCCAGCGUUGAAAGUGUAGAUGCCAAAAUUACGGGGCAUUCACAACAGGCAGAUGCUUGUUUCGGAUGUAUGUACUUACUUGACAGCAUCUGAAGCCGUGAAUGCCAGUCCAUGAUUUCAGCUGAAAUGUAGGAAAGCAACCCCUUGCCGACAUCGAAGAGACAAGUUGCCUGACAUUUCGGGCCCACGCUCGAGCACAUCAUCAGCGACAACGGCAGAUAGUGCUAUUCCAUGCACAAGGCACAACUGCAGCCGCCAUGCUGCGGCAUACAUGUGAAAAGCUACAGAUACCCCCCGCAUCAUCUCGAAUUGUUGCACCUGGCAUGAUGAUUGUUCGAUGUCCAACACGCGAAUCGUUAAUCGUUGAGAUGUCAUCAUGGGUACUCGGUAUUGGCGUGAUGAUUGCUCAACCAUUGGGAAUAGUACUCACUGUCCCUGUCGCAUGCCACUCUCGGAAAGAGCAGUUUCUUUUAUCUCUGUUCUUCUUUCGACGAUGGGGUCGCGUACAUCGACAAAUACUAGACAGAAUAAUUUCCCUUGUAACGGUAGUGUUCUAACAAAUGCAUCCACUAUUGAGUUCCAGCAAGCCUAUCGAUGCAACACCCCAACCUAAAGGAUCAGCUAAAUUCGGGAGGGCUACAUGAGGAGUAUAAUUAAUAUUGCGGAAACGUUUUGUUUUCCGAGAAGGAAUCAUAAUCUUUACUUAUUGCUCGUUAACCUUUUGAGUUAAUACUGUAUCUUAAAAAAUUCAGGGAGCACUUAAUAUGACGUAAACUGACAUGAAGUAUGUGUUUCUUGACGUGAAUGUUUGAAUCAGUGGUUUGAAUGCUUAUGCUGUCGCCAUUAUUUCGGACAAAGAGAGCGAAUUUCUUCUAUCAAAGUAGGACAUUGAAAGGACUUCUACCAAGAUUUAAGGCAUAGGGUUUCGGAGAACAAAUUUAUGCAAUGCCUGAUUCAAUAAUUCGUGAUAAGUGCAUAUUUCCGACGAUUUACUCAAAAAGAUCUACGCUUAGGAGCUCCAAGCAGUGGUUUCAUCUGCAAACGGUCAUUGGCUAAUACGGCGUAGAUAUAGGGCGACUUCGCGCUACUUGCGUGCUUAGUUGUUGGGCAAUGUUUCUUCAGCUACUUUUUCUGGCUUCAGCUUAUGGCGUUUCCGUAAAAGGUGACAUUAUCAAAACCUGCAAUUUUUCCUUUAUUUCAUAGCUCAUUACAAGGUUUAACAGUAAAUUCUUCAUCAUAAGUUGAGCAUUGCCGUUUCUUUUGUAGAGGUCAAUAACACCGUGGAAUUCAAACAGAACAGCGAUUAUGUUUAUACCAAACGGCUCUACGGGAAGGUCAAGGUAAUUCUUGUCUACUAGGAGAUGCAACGAUUUCCCAAUGUGCUUGAGGUAACAAGCAUCUUUUCUUCACAUAGUCCAUGACCGUUGACGGCGUGCGCGUUUCCGAGGCUACAAAGGGCUCGCACUGUGUCCCGCCGAAUGACUGCUGGGAAAUUAUCCAUCGUAAGAUAUACGGUUCGUGACUCCUUCCUCAACAUACUUACAAUCGUUUUUGUAUGUGCAAAAGAGUUUGCACACUUAACCUGCGGUUACCUCGUAUGUCUAAAAAAAUGCUGUGUACUAGAAUUAGGCGGGUGAGAAGAAGUGAAAUUCUAUGUGUCUCUUAUAAUCGCUGCUUGCAUGUGCACAUUUGGAAGGAUAGUUCUUACAGCAAGGGAGGCUGCGUGGCCAUUUCUGACCUAUAAGUCUGCACAUAGGUAAGAGUGGGUUCCAUAGCCCGAUCGGUGAACGCCCCCUCUACCUUUGUUUAUACUCGCUCGUCACCGACAGGACAACGAGCCCAUAGCUCAGUUGUUAGUUGCCUUGGAUGUCUAAUCAACAAGACGCGGCAUCGAGCACCGGACGAUGCACACCUUGGAGUUGAGCAUAGCAGACAGGCCGAAGACGGCCAAUAAGACAGAACCGGUCACUCCAGUCUUCCAUGUACUUUGUCGCUAAUGUCCUUCUGCGUUAUUGUCUCCAACAAUCUAGAUAUAUAUAUAUAUAUAUAUAUAUAUAUAUAUAUAUAUAUAUAAACAACUGUCAAAAGCGACGCCUUAAUUUGCGGUGUAAUGCAUUUUGUCCGGUAGGACUGAUUUACGUGACACUCUAAACAGGCCGGGGAAAAGGACUGCUUCACCCAAAUCAUAAAAGUUGAUUUGCGCACAAUUCCGGAAAGGACGAAAUAUUUAUGUGUCCUGAACCCACACUGACAUUGAUGUAUAACAAGUGUGUCGCCCUAAUCUUGACCUCAAACCUACUCUAAAUCUUGACUCUGUAGUAAACUCUAGCCCUGAACUCAACCCUUGACUUGAUUCUGACUUACCCUACCAUUAACUUUACAUCUAGCCCUAAACCUCAUCUUUAACCUUACUGUCAGCCUAGCCCUGAUUUCAGAGGAUGUUGCUUUAAAACAAUCGGAAGGACAGACGGUUCCUAUUUCCAUGUCCUGUUUAGGAAGCCAUAUAUGUCAGUCACCCCAUUACAAAUUAACGCAUUGAAAAUUCAGAGGAAAAUUUGGUUACAAUUGGGUAAAUAAAUUGUCUUAACACAAAGGGUGUUUCGUUUCAAUUUGCUAUUACUUCUCAGGAGAACGUCUCCGGAAGACGUUAUGUUUGCAAAUGAACAUCCUAAAUAUAAACGUUAACAUUUUCAUGGACUUUCACGUGUUUCGUAAUAAUGCCUGUCCCCAGUGCGCGAAUGAAUUUUUUUCUUCAUAAGCCAACAGCUACAUCAUUGCUAACGGUUUCCUGAAGAAGACACAAGCAGCAUUUACGUUGCAUCCUCAGUAUUCUACUGGCAGAUGCCCAGUUACAGUACAAUACAAAAAAGCUGGCACGCUGGAUUGUAAGUCAAAGUAAUCGGUUUCAUUAAUAUACACAUAUAUUAACAUUUUGGCUUACAUCCGUUUAUGUUCAUUAAUUGUCGCUCAGGCAGUAGUGAAUUCAGUUAUCUAAUUCGCAAAAAAUACAAUAGGUGGACAGUGGCGCCUUAAGCGUCAUUCUGCUUAUUGUUUAUCGAUUUGCACGAAAGUAUUUUGAGUCAAGACAUAAAAUUAAUUAACCUCUUGCAAUUUUAGCAGCUUUACGAAUUACUGUACAAAGUAUCGCAUUCUGUUAUUUCUUCUCUAGAUCCGCCGCUGGUUACUGGUGCAGUAUCAGUUUACGCAAAAGAAAUCCUCGAAAAUGAAAGGCUCAUUCACAUUCUGUUGUUCAAUGGAAAAGUUGCGGUAAUCAUCGGAAAUUGAUUUAAUCGUCUCAACUGCAUGAUUAAAAUAGUGCUGCGAAGUCUCUUACAUGAGAAACGUUAAUGUUGCGAGGAAAAGCAGUAGUAAGCGUAAUUCUAUACAUUAUUUAGAAGUGAAUAAAUACAUCAUAAGUAAAUAUCUUACUGUUAAUAUCACACGUCUGCCUCCAUUCCGAGUAGAUGCAUUUAUUUUAGCUAAAUUAACCUGGGCAGUAAAGCCAUUUCAAUGUUCCCAUUUCUACGCGUCUAUUCAAAUAAAAUAACCAUUCCAGCGCAAUUUCAUGUUUGCAAAAUUUCAGAACUUGACCUACGAAGGGCCAAAUUCAACAAAAACAAGAGAUGACAGUAGUAUAUCUCUGUUCGGGGCGACUGGUAAGUAUAUAAUUUGGUGUUCCCAAGGAUUUCCUAAAGGCAAUGUAAUUUGCGUUGGUUCUUGCAAAAUAUUUCAAACAAUGGAUUUUCACGCCGAACCGUUUUAACACAUGUUUAUGCGUGAUUCCAGGAUUAUACAUGAACGAAGUUGUACUAUUCACGGGACAUUUGAGAUCCGAAACGCGACAAAUGGAGAUACAGUUUACGACUAACAGGAUUACUCGUGUUACCAUAAAUCCUUCCAAUAAGCCGGAGGCCAUGGCUUUAGUGUUAACAAUCAUCGACUUCAUGCACGCAUUCCAGUGCACGAAGAAGUAGUUCCGGGUGUUGGAUGCACGAUUUUUUGAAUGGCAGUGUGUGGUUGAGGGUUGAUUUUAAUUUUAAUAAAGAUUUAUGCAUUAUGUUUUUUCAGUUUGAGCAUUCCAUAAUUGUGUGCCUUCAAACACGUUAUUAACAGCAGAAUUUAAACGGUCAGAAACAAGUAAAUUCUGGUUAUACAAUUCAAAAUAUCUUUAAGACGUUAAAUGAUUAGGGGCCGUCGAUCAACGGUUGUUUGCGGGCUAACUGAGGGGAUCAUAAAUGCAAUAGUUUCAAAUUUACGAACUCUUCAUAUCUGCUGAUCUCUCAAGUAAGGUUUUCUUUACGUUCCGUAUUUGCUGCGCUGACAAAUUGUCACAGAUUGGUUUGCUGUUUCUUGACAAGUAUCUAUGGCAUUUGCACAGUCGUUUACAUAAGCGUUUCUACUCAACUUGGCCUCUUAUAUUUAUUAUUGCAUGAAAAUUGUGGGCUGAAGAUUACAUUAUAUAAUGUUUCUGUACAAUGACAUUGAUAACCGUCAUAUGAAAUCCAUAUCAUGGCGUAAGUUUAAAUAGCAGUUGCGGCAAGCGCAUAUAUAAAUUUGGUAAGUGAACACAAACUAGAUUAUGUUAUUGGCGUGCCUGGAGUAAAUGGCUGAUCCUUUUAAAAAUAAAUUCAAGACUGCAGAUUUAGAUGAAAAAAAAACAGUUAUGUGGUAAACGACAGUGAAGGAAUUCGCUAUCGAAUAUCUAUAUCUUCACGCCGGGUUCCAGUGGGCGAGUGUAGUAGGUGCUGCAAAAGUCCACUUUUAGCAUAUAACAAUUCUCGCGCAAGUCACCGUCCCUGCUUCGCGCUUGCUGUGCAGCAUACGGAGUACUUCGUCGGCAACGACAGUUGAACCGUCAGUUAUCCACUCGUCUGUCAAGCACACUAAUGGUAGGCGAAUACGCAUAUACGCCGGCAUGGGAGUCCACUGUGGAAUGACGUUGCGAGGAAAAAUAUCAGCUCAGAAGACGAAGAUGCGAUCAAUGGAACUGCCACCUGGAAUCGCCUGUUCGCUUCUAUCAGCAAAAAUAGGAGUGUUUACUGUCGUGAUACAGCCCCUAUUUAGUUUAUCAAUCAACUGCAAUUUGACUUUAUGGCCAUUUCAAAACGAUGUUUCUUGAAUAUAUCAGUACAAAGACCACUUAACAACUGGAACUUUACUAUAAGAGCAAGCCUGUUCUGUCGGGCGGGGCGCAUGGGUCAAAUAUUUGUGUAUAAGACCAAUCUUCGCAGCAGGUCAUCGGACACCUUCAAGAAUCCAAACAUCUUCCCGAAACUAAGGGUACCAUACCUGUUCCAACUCUUCCAGAUGCGGCCAUGACUCCAGCGUUAACAUUCAUUGAAUUCGUGCACGCUUUCAAGAAGAAAUAGAAGAAACCCCACAUUACUGCUCCAUGUACGCUAUUAAAGUAGUAUCCAGGCGUCUCUCAAACACACCUACCGUAAGGGAAUGCCGACCUACGCCAGUGAUGGAAUCCCCUAUCGGAUGUCUAUAUCUUCACGCCGGGUCCCUGUGGGUGAGUAGGAGAGAGUGCGGUAGAUGCUGCGAAAGUCAACAUUUACUAUAAAAUAAUUCACGCGCAAGUCGCCAUCCCUGCUUCACACUUACUGUGGAGCACACGGUGGACAUCGUUUAAAACGACGGUCGAACUUUCGAGUGUCCACACGCCUCUUUAACACUACUCAUGAUUGGUGGGCGAGCAUAUAUGUCAACAAUGACGCUGCGAGGAGAAAUAGGAGCGUUGACUGGCGUGACGCAGUCCCCGUUUAAGUUGGCAAUCAUCAGUGAUUCGAAGUUACCGCAUUUUGAAAUGACCUUCACGGUAUCCAUCUAUGCCACGUCCACUUAACAACUGGAACCAGCCUGUGCCGUCCAUAGCCGAAGGGAAAGACGGUCGACUACGUCUUUGGACACCUUCUCGAAUACAUAUGCCUUUCCGAAUAUGCGUGUACCACAUACUCAAGUUAAGACAUAAUAAAUGCUCCCGGUAUGCCACCAAAUUUAGUAGUAUCUGGAUCUGCAAGCCAGCGCAUCGGCUUCACUAUUGACGUUGCCUGAAUUGUAACUUAGGAACACCAUACUGUUAUGUUGAGGUCAACUUUAACGAAACCUACAGGGUAUUUUUGUUUAUUUUCGGUUUUGAUUACUUGAUUGUCCGAGCGUUACUGUCAAAAAUAGGGUUUUCUCCUAUGCCUUGCUGUCACUAGUUGAUAGUGAAGUUCACGCAGAAGAUUUUGCGUGAUGUUUGCAGUUUAGUGUCUUAAUGUAAUAUCUGUUGGACUUCAUCUUCUUUUAUCAACUUCUGCAGCCUAACAUCAUCUCCAAAACAUGUCAUAUACGGCUUUAUUUUCGAUUCUACGUCAUUUGCGUAGAUAAUUUAGAGGGACGGCCCUAGAUCUGAUCCAUACGGAAAUUUACACUUACCGUUUGCCGAUUCUGAGCAGUAGCUAUCCACAGUAGCAUCCUGUUUAAGAUCGCUUAUGAAAUCUUGAAUCCAGUUUAGCUGCUUACCUCUAAUCCAUAAGUCUGACAUCUUUUAAGUUAUGCGCUUAUAUGAAACUCGAUCAAAAGCCCUACUAAAGUCAAAUUAAACGACCACAGCUUAGUUGUCUUCGUUCACGUAACUUGAGCGAUGUUCUCGCUGACCCGAGAUGAUAAGCAAUGGUUUCCCUAAUUUUUCAACUAUGAGAUGUAGGAGCGCUAGUGGAAUAUUAUCUGGUCGAGUACAACUUUUCUAACUCUGCCAAAACUAGCUGCGUCGUAAAUAAUGCUCUGUUCGACGUUUAGAAGCUCAUCAAUUAAAAUCGGCAUGUUAAACUUAAUAUUCUUAACUUGGGAACGUUGAGUUUUUGUUAACUUACUUCGGGUCACUUAUAAUCACUCAUUUGCUUUGUAUAUCAACGUGCAGGGAUUGUUCGACGUGCCGCCAAUUAUCUGCCCUUGACUAUGAGAAUAUUAUUCAGGAAUUACAGCUUACGACGAUCAAGCAGUGAACGACGAUCUUGAGUGUGAAAAUGACCGUGCCCAUCAUUACGGUUCUGAGUUAGACCUCGUACUGCAUCUAUUGUUUCAAACCGAGAGACCUUCACACACAUUGACAUAUGCUCUACUGUUGAAGAUGAAAUGGUUGGCAGCUCAAAUAAUACCAAACUGCAAUUCAAUGAAUACAGAUACUUGGGCCAAAUUUACCGAGGUCGGAGAGCUAACUACAGCUGAACGGGUAUUUGCAGUAGGCGUUCUCUUCAGCUAAAAUACAGAUUUUGGGAUUCACUGACAGGACGCGACGCACGUGCCUGCUUCUGGCGUCGCGCAACGUCGAUUGGUACUGAUUUAUCGUCCUGCUUGCGAUGAAAUGAAGAUGGGCUAAUCGUCCCCAUACGCACUGGCCUGCGUCUGGCCUGAUGCACUCUUAGUGAGCUGCCUAUGUAUUAUAUGUGGUAUGUGUCCGACGACACAGCGUUCGUUGUCGCCAGUAGCAAGCUGGCGGGCGGACAGAAUGGGAUCGAGUGAGAUCCUAACCACAGCAGUGAGGGUAAACUCCCAUUUGGGCUUUUAGCGCAACCAUUCGUUAAAUUAGAGGAUGGGCACUCGCUUUACGGAAGUAAUUUAUCCGGCAGCGCCUUGGGACUCUUUGUCGAGGCCGAUCAGCAUCCGCAUAGCAGCGCAGAAAAUAGGCAGAAUGACAGUACCGUCAAAGACAAUGGAGGAUGGAACGGCCUUUUCUGGCUUGUUAGCCCUCAACAGCCAGUACUCCGAUUAAGUAAUCAAAAAGGGCCUAAGUUAAAAUAAUAUUGGCACAGCUAGAGCUCAGUUUAAUUCCUAAAGCUACUAAUUGUAUUAGUGAACUCAGACCUACAAGAACGACAGAAGAACGGCUGAUGUAUUACGCGAUUUUUGAUUUUCUGUUCAUCCUCUACAACUUGCUGCAGAUAUGAGAGCCCGGGGACUAUCGCUUAACAAUCAAGGGCUCAAUCAGAAUCGAUCAGUCUGAGUCCAUUCCCUAAAAUAAUUUUGAAACUCUCAGGAAGCCGACACGCUUAGCGUUUGUAGUUCACACAAAAUAUAGUUGAUAGUAAAUAACAUUUCCAUGGUUAAAUAAUGGAGGUGUACAGCAGUGAACCCUUGGUCUUAUAUUUCGGCAUGGUCGAUCUAUUCAAAGACAGUUUUUAAACCCUAGGCGAUUUUGAAGACUUACAGGUGCCGCAAGGUGACUUUAGCAUUGCUUGAGCACGAAGUUACAUUUUCCGUGUCAUGCUUCUAAACCGCACAUUCAAACAUAAGUGUUUAAGGUGCAAAUGACACGUGGGACUUUUGGUUUGGAUUGAUUUGUCCACAUAUGAAAAUCGACAGGGCAACGGGCUCGUGACCCAGUUGUUAAAGGCGUGGACAUCUAGCUAACAGGUCGCGAGUUCGAGCCUCGGCUGUUCCACAUUUCGGAGUUGGGUAUGGCUGGCUGACGACGGCUAAUAAGCCAGAAAUGACCAUUCUAGUCUCCCUUGUCUUGGUCGGUAAUACCAUUCUGCCUAUAUCAUGUGCUCAUCUGCGGUUGCUCGUUGGGCUCGAGAGAGAGCUCGUAAGGCACAACGGAACGAGUGAGUUCCGUAAGGACGAUCGGUGAGUGCCACCUAUCAUAUAAAUAUAUUGGAGGCAGAGGCGUUCUUUGAGAAAAGGUACUUUAUUGCGUGAAUUUUCGACGCCGGUUCCCCAGGUCGUCGUCAGACGCAGACUGAGAGUAACUGUGCCAACAACAGUUAAUAUCUGGGAGUGCACAUUAAAAAUCGAUAAUCAUUCGCGUUUGCGCCCGUGAGCGGCCGCUAUUUGCGUCAUUUCGUCCCGAUUGACUCUCCUCUCUUCCUUUUCUUCUUGGGACUUUUGUACGCGACAUUCAACUCGAUAUGACGGUUGAUGCACGAUUCAUCAGAGUGCCAGGACUCAAGGAACUCUCGGCCUUUCUUGAAGGGGCAGGCACCGACAAUCCGUGUUCUGUCCCAACCAAACGCAUGCCCCGUGUCCAAAGUACGCAUGGCUACUUGGGAAGGUGGUCUCGCCUCUUUACUGCAAGUUAGUGUUCGUGAAUGCGUGUGGAGGCGGAUUUUCCUGUUUUACCACAAUAAACUGCAUCACAGGCCUCACAUGGGAUCUUGUAGACGACUUCAUUUCUAUCCAACUAGUCGACCCUAUCAUUAGGGUGUACUAUCUGAGUACUUAGUGUAGUCGUUGGUCUGUGUGCCACCAGCAUUUGGUGCCUCUUAAGGUGCCUUUCCAUGAAGUCAGACACGUUUAUGAUGUAAGAGAGGGUUCGCCAUGUAUUUGGCUUGGGUGUCUGACUGGAGGCUCUUUGCUCCCUUUCCUUUGACUCUUUCAGUCUCAUGCAUCGGCGCACAAAAUUCUUGGGGUACCCAUUUCGGGAAAAUAAUUCACACAAGUCCAAUUAUAUUUCAUGGAUAACAUGCAUAAAAAUAUUCAUUCUUUUGCUCAUUCGGUAGAUAAUUACGUCUUCCUCUAAUUUAAUAGUCGAAAGAGUGAUACAAUUCGGUUUUAAGAAAGCUUCUAAUUGUGGGAGUUUUAAAUAUCGUAAGAAGGUGGUUCAUAAUUUGUCAUGUCUCUUCAUUUACCAAUAUGGCUUUUAAAGUUAACACUAUGGCCCAAAUCCACUGUCACAUUUAAUGAACCCUAUAUGGCCUCCUCUUAAUAUGGUUUUCCGUACGCGGAAAAUAUGUGCCUUGUGGUUUGGAAACCCUGAAUCCAAGUGUAACGGUCGAGCGGGUUCAAAAUUAUUCGGGUAUUAGAUAAUUCCUUGAAAACCGAAUUAUAACCUUCCUUCGAGUGCAUACAUGGAAGCAAGUGUAAUUGUCUAAUAAAUGAACGAAUGAAUGAAUAUUUUUAUGCAUGUUUUCCAUGAAAUAUAAAUGGACAUUUAGGGGCAUCGAAAAUCAAUGAGAAAACUUCAUUCUACUUAAGUAGUCUUUUUUCUUGUAUGUAGUUUUUUUAUGCAGAAGAAAAGAAAUUCAUUCGAAAGUCGGCAUCAUGAGUUAGCUGAAAUAUUAUAGAAUUAGGAAGCAGGCUGACUAAUUUUACAACCCUACUUAAUUAAUUUUGUUAAACGAUAACGCAUUUUGGAAUUUCGGUUGACAUUUCAUGAGUUGGCCCACCUACUGUAAUCUCGGCCCAUUUACACGAAACAUAGCCUGUGCGGGUUAUUACUGAUACCAGGAACGGGCAUAUUUGUUCUCGGAGCUAUACGGUCCAUCGAAGACCCGUCAGGUUUUUACACAUUCAUUGAAAGUCAACCAUUGUCAUCAACGAUGUCUACCGUGUGAUUUAAAGCAUCGUAGUCGCAAGGAAAGUAACUUGCACCUGAAUUAUUGUAUAGAGACAUUAGAUUUGAGCGACAUCUAACUCACUCUCGCUCUCCUCAUUCACCCUCUGCUCGAUAUCGAGGCAGGAUCAGGAGGACCGGAUGCGGCGUCGGACGCAGAGCAUCUGCGCGUUCUUGUGGCCCAAGUGGAAAGGAGCACCACAAAAAGAGGGGGUCGUUACAGAGUGACUGUCCAUAAAGUCAUCCCGUCAGAUGUCAGUCUUCCAAGUUUGUGGGUGCGUUCGUUUGUUUAAAGUGAAGAAUAUGCCGUAAAGACUCCGGCCCAAAAGUCAAACUGGCUCUCUUUUCUCUCACCCAGCCACCUGUCGCCUGUCCGAGCUGGUUAGUCAUCCGAUACGGGUAUUGGGCGAACGUCAUCAACAGAAUUCGACAUCUUAUCACGCGCGAUCUGUUUCCCUACACAGGCGUUUGCACGAACUUGGUGGCUGUCUCGGAUCUCAUGUGCGUGAAUGUGUUAUAGAGGCUGUAGUAGAAAGGAGUCAAUCCAACCUGACUGCCAUGUUAACAGACAUGGUGAGUUGACUGCGAUGUCUGAAUCGAAUCCGUAAUAGUCAGCCUUCGAAUGCACGACGUGUAGUGCGUCUUGGUAGAUUCCAGCAUGGGUAUGCGCUCCUUUUUGCGACGGUCAAAGAAACGAAUGAAAGAAAGAAUAAUUGUGUUCAAGUUUUUCAUCAAAUAUAUUUGAUUUUAUAAAAUCAUCGAAAACCAAUGUGAAAAACGCAUGCUAGAUAAGUAGUAUUCUUUUACCGAGUACGGUUUCUACAGGAGAUUGAAAGGAUCUGCCUUUAGAAGCCGACAUCCUGCCGAGUCCGAAAUACUAUAGGAUUAUGCCGCGGGAUAAUCAAGCAUGCAACCCCACCUUAGUAAUCCUUCCAAAUCAAAAACGCAUUUCAGAUAUUUAGCCAGCAUUUAAUGAGAUCGGUCAUUCACUGUUAGUUGAAUAGCGGAUUUACUGAAUCUGCAGGCGCAAUAAGCUCUCUCUCUCUCUUCCUGCCUAUCCUUCUUCCCCUCCUCCUCCUCCUCCUCCUCCUCCUCCUCCUCCUCCUCCUCCUCCAAGCCGCCGCCGCAGUCUGCAGACUGGUAGGGUGAGUCUGCUCACUCUGGCAGCCUGGAAUGUCCGUUCCCUUUUAGACAUUCCGAUGAGCAAUCGACCGGAACGGAGGACAGCGUUAGUGACUCAGGAACUGGCGCGCUACAAGGUGGAUAUCACCGCACUCAGCAAGACCCGGUUCUACAAACAAGGCCAACGGGAGGAGGUGGAUGCCGGCUACACCUUCUCCUGGAGCGGCCGCCCUAGGACAGAGCGACGAGCUGCGGAUGUCGCCUUCGCCAUCCGGAACGACAUCGUGGGACGACGGCCCUGUGUACCGCAGGACGUCAACGAUCGCCUGAUGUGCUCCGCCUGCCUCUCUGAGCAGGAAAUUUGCCACCAUCAUCAGCGCCUACGCUCAGCCGAUGUCCCGCCCUGA